Molecule: messenger RNA, 51089 nt
Organism: Xyrichtys novacula (pearly razorfish)
Lineage: Eukaryota; Metazoa; Chordata; Actinopteri; Labriformes; Labridae
Source: the annotation of a GenBank genome assembly
CCAGUAGGCAACCACUUCCUGUUUACGUUUUCACAGAUGACGUCACGAAGAUAACGUUUGACCAACAGUUUCGAAAGAGAAACAGACGAUAACUUGAUAAAGAAACCUUUUUGUACCCGAGUGUCCUCUGUAUGAAAGAAUUUUAUGCCUUACCUCGAUACCACAGAACCGGAGAGACUGUGCGACCGGAAGUUUUUGCACAGUAUUUAAAAACCGAGCAGCUAGCCCGGCUGCUAAGUUUAGCUAACGUUAAGUAAGUAGGAAGCUAGCAGGCGAAAGUCAUCUUCUUCAUUUUAUCCCUUUUAAAACCAAUCUAAUACCUUUCAGGAUGGAGGGGAAAUACAACCUCAAGAGUCCAGGUAAGACCACUUCUUUUUCUGCUGGAGUGUGCCAGUUUGGUAAAAUGACAGCAGUGUUUACAUUUCUAAUAAUCCAUCAUUAUGAACAAAAUUAACUAUUGAACAGCUCAGCUGACAUGAGCUGAUCAGGCGUGAGGACUCGGUGUCUUAGUCUUUCCCUUUCUGUGUGUUCACUCUUUAUUUUUGUCGGUUUGUGAUUUCUAAGAAGGUAUUUGUUGUACACACAAGUGAUGAAUGUUUUCAUUGGUUUGGACUGUGAUUUAGUGAUACAAGAUCUAUGCUGAUACAUCUCAGAUGAAGGUGUCAAUGUGAUAUUAAAUGAUAAUUUUACAAGGAGGCUUAUUUCUACCUAGUCUUUCUCAAUAGGGCUUUAGAUUUGUGCUGUACAAAAACAUUAAUACCAGAAAAAUAAAAACAACAGUAACAUAUGGAAGUAAAGGAUGGCUCCAUUACUAUUUUAAUGGCACCACCAUUAGGCUUGUUUUCUUCUUUUGCUUUCGCUUAAUUUUGAGUUUGUGCUGACUCCAUGCCUGCAAUUGUGACUUAAAAAACCCAACAUAGAUGCACAAAAAGUGCACAUGUUGUCUUCUAUAUUAAUCUAUAUUAAAUCAACGUCUGAGUAGUUCCUUUGAGGGAUAGAUGUUGUGAGUUUGUGCUGACUCCUUGCCUGCAAUUGUGACUUAAUCCUGCGCUAAUAGGAGGACUCACUUAUCCCCUAUCCUUAAAGCACUACAUUGGCUGCCUGUGUCCUCUAGGAUCAAUUUUAAAACUCUGGUCCUAACUUUUAGAGCCUUGCAUGGUCAGGCUCCAUCUUAUAUUUGUCAUCUGAUCCAGCCUUACACGCCCUCUCGGGCUCUGAGGUCCGUGGAUCAGAAUCUGCUGAUGGUUCUGUGCACUUGUUUUCAGACCAGAGGAGACCGAUCCUUCCAGGGUGUUGCCCCGAGGCUUUGGAAUGAUCUUCCUCUCUGUCUGCACUUAAUUGACUCGGUUGACGCCUUUAAAAGCCAUCUCAAAACUUGUUUAUAUAUGCUCAGGCAUUUGUUUAAUUGUUUUUGGGGCUGCUAUGACUGUUUAAUGUUGUUGUCUUGGCCUUUUAAUUUGUAUAUACAUUUUUAUUUUUGUGUAUGUGAAGCACUUUGUGACUCUUUUGUCUGCGAAAAGUGCUAUACAAAUAAAUUUUACUUAAAAAACCCCAACAUAGAUAAUGGUAAAUUCACAUUACUAGAUAAGAUAAGAAAAAAACUGCAUAAAGAGUGGACAGUCACUCAAAACAGAGCAUAAAAUGAAUAGCUGCAUAAUGACAGUCAUUUUAAAAGCAAGACUAAUGAAUCAAUACGAUAUAAUACAAUGAAUUCAGUCCUUUUUGCUUAAAUAAAUAAACUAAUAAGAGUCCUAACUGCUAAUUGAAGCCCUUGAUUUAGUUUUUAAAUGAUCAUCUUUGCUUUUUGUGUCUUCUUUUAAAAGGAAUGACUGUUAAACUAACCAGUCUGCCAACUUUAAAUCAACCAUUUGUUGGUUGUUCAUAGUCCCUGUUGUUGCAUGGUGUGUUUAAGUGAAGUAAAGAUUAUUUUCUGUCCACCCAAAUGCUCUAUUCAGAAUACAUUUAUAUGCCAGUUUUUCUUUUCAUGUCCGAGACGUUGUGUAGCAUGCAGCUUAAUUUAAAUCCUCUGUGAUUUAUGGAUUCAUGUAGCAUAGUAAUGAGUGAAUUAUCAAACAUUUACAUCUAAUCUCUUAACCAUGUCUCCUUCAGGUGUUCGCAGACAUGAUGUGCUUUCAGAAGAUUCUAAACUCAAUCUCAGAGUUAGGUUGCAUCAGCUGACACAAAGCUCUGUAAUAAAGGAACUCAAGCAGAACGUACACUCUGAGCUCAUGCCACGUAUCACAAAAUACCUGCUUGAAGAUCAUGUGACCUCUGUGUUUGCUCUGCUGUUGUGCAGUUCUUUUUCCAAGGUUGCACACACACUAAACACAUGCCUAUACUCACACAAAAUAUGCAGGUGCUGAGUACUCACAGGGAAAUUUGUUUGUGCAGAGUUGUCGAGUUGGAACAGUUUCCCUUUAAUAGUCAAAGUUUCAGAAUUACUGAAACUGGUUUUACUGGAGUUCCCCAUUUAACCAACAUGUUCAACCUUAUAAAUCAGUUCCUCAGAGCCCUAAAACAAGGCACCAUGAGUCAAUGUAAUUAUACCAAUAGUUAUAAUGUAUUGAAAAUAUUCAUUAUACAGCAUUGUUAUCAGUAACCAAGACUACUUUCUGAAGUAGGCAUGAGAAAUUUGACGACGAUGUAAACACCAUGGUUUGAAUCCACAAUAACAGCAGUCUUUAUUACUUGUCACACAGUUAGCAACAGAAGUUUGUAGUAUUUCUACAUAUGUCACUGUAGUAAACUGUCAUCACCAGCAAUAAGGUGAACUUAAAACCAGUACUUUACUUUUCUGUCAGUUGAAAUUUUAGGUUUAAAUAGUAAUGCUUGUUUUCCUUAAUUCAGAGAAAUCCUUGUGUUAUUUCCCAGAGUUCAUUUCUGACGUACAAAAAGAAACCAACACUGUGUGUGUUGUGAAGGUUUUUCCGGCUGCUGAAACCUUGUAAGCGUCUUCCCCUCACACUAGAGAUAUCAAAUUUACAAGUGGAGUUUGGAGUUUGCAGCAGCCAUGAGGUUUAAAUGUGAGCAUGCUGGAGUAAAUGUUCUGAAUUUAAACUUGCUGCAGUUAUAAAUUAAUAUUUAACUUCCUAAAUGAAUGUAAACUGAUGCCGUGUCCUUCACUGAAACCUUGAGUUUGCAGCUGUUACUUUUUUUGACUCUUGGCUGGCUGUUUCAGUGCUCGUCCCUGAAUUUCAUCAGCUCUGCAUGGUAUAUGUAAGCUCUUAUUGGCUGCAGCUUGUUAGGUGUGUAAAAUGAGCGACAUUCAUUCUGCGCUUCGUCACCUUAUCAUACCUUUACUGUUUUCAUGAACUCAAGAGUUCAAAUAGUUAUUUGAUUCAUUAUUAUUUUCACUAAAGUACAAAAUACUAAAUUUUCAAAUCACUUUCCAAAAAAAAGUAAUAGAAAUAUCAACAACUAAUUUAAUUGACUGGUAAUUCUAGUGCUAACUAGAGGGGGUCAGUGAUGUUUACAUAUUUAAUCAACUUCAUGUCAUUAACCCUCAUUCUGUGGUAGUAAGGCUGAUUUGAGUUAAAACUGAUAUCAUGGUAUUUAAAUACACUUUUGCUUAUACAUUCUUAGCUUUUCUUGCUCUGAUAAACCAAACAUUGUAAAGUUCAAAUUAAGCCUGGGUGAUUUGGCAAAAAAAAUGAUCACAAUAUAUUUUGUCAUAUCGUCGGAUCUCGAUUAUUAUCAUGAUUUAUUUUUUUACUGCCUGUUUUAAAGCAUCUGUACUAAAAACUAAAGAAACUAGAGAUUAGUUCAACAUUUAUUAACAUACAAAGUAAAUAAUAAAGCAAAUUGAACAAGAUACACUUAGAAAAAUAUAAAAAACAUUUUACCUCAACAUUACAACAAAUGUAGAUAAAUACUAGAUAAUACAGUGAAUUAGUUUACAGUCCUGAGUGUUUUUGCAGGUAUGCAAGACCCAAAAUAAACAAAUCGCCCCCUCAGAGAUAAUGAAGACACCUUAACGUGUAAACAUUAGAUAAUGUCAACGUAAAUGAUACUGCCCUCAGCUCCGCGUUUAGCUCCAUGUGCGGUCAUUCUGUUUACUUCUCCUGUUUACUUCUGCAGCAACUUACAGAAGUGAGCAGGAAAAGCUCGACUCUGAUUGGCUGUUGUGACGCACAUUUCCUCUAUGUUUGAUCGAGUAAAUAUGCUCUCAGCUGAUCACCGUAAUCGAACUAAAAUUUAUCACAAUCAUUGAUCACAAUCAUGUAAUCGCCCAGUCCUAGUUCAAAUAGGGAGAAAAAAAUAAUGCUAUUGGUAUUAGCCACCAGGAGCAGGUUAGUGGUUACCGACUCAGGCAAGUAAGUAAGUGAAGUUUAUUUUUAGAGCGCUUUUUACAGAUAAAAAUCACAAAGUGCUGAGUAUAAAGUAAGUGCAAUUAGAUAAACAUAAACGGUACAAAAGAUAAGUACAAUUACAUACACAAAUACGUAUACAGUACAAGUACAGAAAUAAGAGCAGAUACAAAAGAUAAGUAGAAGAGACAAACAAAACCCUGGUUAUUAAAAGCUUGUCUAAAUAAAAGACAUGCCUGUGUCAGGCAUCGUUGGAUGUAACAAUACUGCAUGAGCUCGUUGAAAAUCAGCACAUAAAUUCUCUUUUUGGAUGUCGUUUUCUUCUAGCAGGAGUUACCCACAUAUGUAUGACACUGGGGUGACUCACCAAGGUGUGUUUUCAACUUUUGCAAUUUUUCCCCUUACAAGAUUGCCAUUCAGUAUUGAUAAAAAGUGAGUUUUCCUCUCACUCUCUCUUUCUCUCUACUUUUUGGGUACACAAAUUGAACAAAAAAAAAAAGUACAAGACAUAACAGACAACUUAACAACAAUAGACCAGUUUUCGUCUGUUACAUCCAAAGUAUCUUUUGCAUCUUUUCUAAAACAUGUUCAAAAACUAGAUGAUUUAUUUGUAUUUGUGAUAUUUUUAAAGUACCGUUGAUCCUUAAUGUAUUCUUACAUUGUGACUAUAAUAUUUAGCUUUCUUCAAACAAUGUCAGUUGUUAUGCAUUGAUACCUGAUUCUGUUUUAGAGGAAUCUUGCCAGAAAAGUCACCAGAACUAUAAAUGAGUUAUCAGAAUACUUGGUGGUUAAUUUCCUCUCCUUGUAGUAGUUUGUAAAAAGAUUAAUAAUCAGGGCUCUAGACUCUCAGAGUAGGAUCAGCUCUCAGUCGGCGUCCUGGGUUUACCUCUUAUCUGUCUGUUGUUGAAACAGCAGCAAAGGAAAGGCUCAGACUUUGAAGAAGUCUUUUCUCUCCUCUCUGCGCUCCUCCACAUCUUUAGAGCCGGCUUGUUAUUACGCAAUACAGCCGUGUUUCUCCCCUCUGGACCCACUAUGAAUCAUCCCCAGUGGCCAACACACCAAAUAUGUGUUACGUAAGAUGAUUUUGCAUACGAGGAUUAUCGGCGUCCCGCCUUGAGCCAGUGACCGGACCUCUGCUCACCCAGCAGACGCCAGAGGGACUCGUGUGGGAAAGGGCUUUUCCUUGUCAUCUCUGCUCACUGUCACUGGAGGGAAGGACCAAAAAUGGGCACAGGAAGUGAAACACAGCAGGAGGGGAUAUGGAGCAGGGGAACGCCUGCGGCAGUGCGGCGAGGCUCUGCAGGGACAGCAGUGUUUGGAAGAUGCUGUGAAGGGAUCUGGAUUGGGAUCCUGUCCUCUUUUACAAUCCACGUCUGCCAGUAAUGCAGGAAGAUGAGUGUCAUAGUCAUACAUGGAGAGAGGCAGGAGACAGAGGUGGUGACAGUGUUCCCACAGGGGGGGAAAUGAUGUUUGGUUCAGCAUGUGAAGACUGGUUUAGUAAUACUGUCGUCAAACAAAUAGUUCAUGAAUAACUCUGUUUAUUUCAUUUGAAUAACUACUCAGAAAUCUAUCCAGAUGUAAACAAGCACAGAUGACAGAAGGCAUCCUGUAGUGCAUCCUCACUGUAUUUGCUGAGAGUGUGGCAGGUGACACAUCAACCUGGAAGCAACAGGUGAAUCGAACACAACAAAAUAAAUCACCAAGGAGCGAGACAUUGGGCUUGCUUAUUGCCUCUGCUGAGUGUGACAUGAAUAACAGCUACCAGGAAGCAGCAGGUAGAUAAAAGAAAGCAACAUGGGGGCAAUGUGAUUUUUACAUUUUCUGCUCCUCACCAUAAAAUCUACUCUUUAUUACACUUCAUCUUUUACUCACCCUUUUAUCUUCUCCUCCUAACACGGUUUUGUGUUCAGAAAAUAUCAUCAGUAAUUUCAAGGAUUUAACUUUUUGUAUCAAGUCUUAAAUCACCAUGACCUGAAUUACUGAGAACCUUUAGAAAAUCCUGUUUUUCCUCCAGACAUGAAAACACAUUGUUGACCUUCUUUAAUGCGAUCCUUUUAAAUGCAUCUAAAGUAGGGCUGAGCGAUAAACCAAAUAUUUACAGAUACCGAAAUCUACGACAAUAACCGACGUCAUUUUGCCCAUAUCAACAUAUAUAAUAAAAGUUGUUUUUGGAUGUGUGUAGGUAGGCUAUGGUCUCUUUAAGACGUUGUCGUAUGUCAGAGACGUGACUCCAUCCCAUCCAGUCUGCAACAAAGAGGGAAAGACAGGUGAGGAGGUGGAGGACGGUUCAAAAGUUGUAGCAGCUGGAGCUGUUGGAGUUAAUGUGGGAGGGUCUGAGCAGCUCGUAGAGUAGUUAUCGUCCAUUUAUCGUUAUCGAGGUGAACUGCUCAAUAUAUCGUGAUAUUGAUCUGAGGCCAUUUCGCCCAGCCCAAAUCUAGUCUGUUUAAAUGCUGAAUGGUUUAUCACUCAGUACCUUUAUAUGACACUCGAGAAAACCGAACUACUGCCUUACUUUUAUUAAGACUGGACAACUGAAGUGCAUGUAAACACCUUAGUCCGACUGUAAUCUGAGUUUGAGAACUUCGAUUGGAGUCGGAGAACCCCGAUUAAGACACCCAGAUAAUGCGAUAGACUUCGAUUUUCUCUACCAUGUAACCAGCGUAGUCAGGGUAUGAUCGGACAAUGCAUGUGCGUGUGCGCCACGCCUCCGUAACCCCGGAACAAAAACACCAGAGAAGAAGUGGCACUAUCAUUUAAAGAACCUUCGACUCAGAAGCAACUGCAACAUGGCUGAAGCACGAAAGAAUGUCCAGUUUUGGAACGACGAGGAGAGAGCUGUAAUGCUUUCCUUCCUGACAGAAAUGGACAUUUUAAAGUGUCAGGACGGUCGCAAAACGAGGAACGGAGACAUCUUCAAAAAAGGUCCGCAAACAACGCUGCUAAAAAACCCAUAUAGACCCCUAGUUUUGGGGAGGAAGACACAUCAAUACUUUGAUUUUCUCAGCUGCAUCUGUACGCGGACAAGGAGAGAAGUCUGAUUUGGUUACAAAAACGAAUUAUUAGCUUAGUCCGAUUAGGCUGUGCAUGUAAACGCACUGACUGUGUUGUAUGUUUUUUAGCUAGCUUCACUGUUGGGCUCUUUUUCCUGACUUUUCCCUGUGUCUGCGGACUUUCUCACAGUCUUUCCAAUACCUAAAUCCUUAAACCCCUCAUACAGUAUAUGUACGCAGUCCUCACUCUCACAGCGUUCUGCAAAUGUUUGUGAAUUUGUAGAACUAGACUUUCAAAAAGGCCUUAUAGAGUCUGUUAGCUUCUGUGAUCUUUUUAGACCCUCUUUGAGACCAUUCAGGCCGGUCUUAUUUGAUAUGCAAGAGCUCAGCACGGGGCCAAUCCAUCUGUAAACUUUGUAAAGCUGGACGCCGCUCUAAGUCCUGAACAUUGACUGCAAAGAACUUGACCGAUGAUGAUUGAUUGUCCAAUCAGAGCUGCCGAGCGUUUUUCACUUAAUGCAAGAAUGAAACCAGCUGAUUCAUCACAGCUGUAAGUGUUUCCCACAGUCCUGUAACAUUUGCAUUGAGACCACACUGUUUCAUUCAGUUUUAGCAUGUGGUUUCUUUUUAUCGAUACUGGUGCCAAUUUUUUUGUGCACUUUCAUUUAUUGACAGAAGUUCAGUUGGAUCCCCUCCUUCUGCUGCUCAGGGAUUAUUUGUGGUUUCUCGCGCUCAAUCUCCUUGGGCUUUCUCGCUGGCUGUGUGUGUGAGGAAGAGUUGUUUGUAUCCUGUAAGGCUAAGUUUAACACUUGUUAUUGGAGAUCAGAUUUUGCCGGGGGAUAUUUGAUCCAGACACUGGGAUAUCUCAUCCAUGACCCGAGGACACCCCGGCUGAGUGUGAGGUGCCUAUAGCCCUGCCAUCAAAGCUGGAACUGGUCCCAGGAGAUACUGGCGGAUGAGGUACUGAGGGGCUCAUCGCUCAUCCUGGAGUGCCUGUCCAGCCCUGAUAGCCAGAUCACACAUCUGAGGGCUCCUUUUUUCCUCUCUGCAGGGCACUGAUGGAUCCCCACAGUCCAAAAUCAUGACUAACGUGUGCCCAGGAAGACAGAGAGGAUGUUUUAACCUAAUUGCUUUUGGAUACAGCUCUCUCAAUCUCUUUGAUACGCCCACCUCAAAGUCCCUCCUGAACUUUGGCACCUAGAUUCUCAUGGAACUGGACUUUGAAUGUGAUUAAUGGUCUCCUUGCAUAUUGCAGGGGGUUGUUCUCUUCAUGUUUCAUCUCUAUUGUGUGGAAAAACAAAGAUGCAUUCGCCAAGGAUUUGUCAUUGAUGUUUUUAUCGUCUCGUCCAGUCCGGCUGAAGUCAGCCUUGAUGUUUGGAAAAUGAAGAUAAUCAACAAUUAGUCUCGGACGCAUUGAAGCAAAAAACAAAAGCUUUAGACUGCUUUGAACAAAGGAUUAUUAUAAGAUGCAGAUAUUUGUUUUAAGAAUUCAGGGAUUUAUUUAACUACAUUAUAUCAGCUUAUUAAAAAUGCUGUCAGCAGCUGCAGGAGCAGAUACAUUUAUGUCUUGUUAUGAAUUUAAUGAUGGUAGGAUGGCAGAAUUGUGACAAUACCUUCAUUGUUUUUUUACAAAGACAGUAAAUAUCAAAUGAUAUGAAUACUUUUUUAAAGUUCUACAGCAACAACAACAAAAAAAGUGCUUAAACAUUACUGUCAUCCCACUUGUGUGGAGAGGCUCAGAAAUAACACUGUACCAGAGAGAAUCUCUGAUGUUCCGCCUCAGAAAAAGAAGAAAAAAACUUGUCUGCUUUAUUUCCCUCUUCUGUGGGUACUGUGGGCUGUUAAAACCUUUGUCAAACUUUGCACAAAGAUUAAUUUCCUCUGUAUUAACCAAAAUAACCCAGAAAAAGAGUGUGGUGACGGGGAAAUAUAUUUGCAUAGAGCAAACUUUCUGUCUGCAUUUUGUCUUCUAAAUCAGAACAAAGCAAAUGAGCUCCAGGUGUGAAAGCACAUUGAAAAACUCACAGGGAUCUAGGACAGCUUUGAUUGAAAUAAAUAAACACUGGAAUCAGAGUGAGCCAUGGUUUUCUUCCUGCUUUUGUCCACAUUACUCCCCACCUCGAGGGGUAAAUUCUAUCAGAAAGAGGACACUGCUAGCUAAGGGCAGGAGAAAAAAUCGAUAUAGCAUAGUAUCACAAUAUAUUUGUCUGGUUAUAUAUCGUAAGUAUUGAUUUUUCAAAUAAAGGCAUGCUUGACGAUCUGAGAAGCAGUUGAAAAAAACUGAGCCGUUGAGACAGUUUUCGAAAAAGCGUCCCACCCCCCACAAACAAAUCUCUCUCCUCUGUGCUCCACUAUAACUCCCCCCGAACCUGUAUCGCCCUCCCCACGACACACCCUCUCUGAGAGAGCAAGAAGCCGGUCGACAGAAGAUCCUACGCUAGCUUCAAAUUGGAUUCACCAUGUUGGAUUUCUAGUGACUAGCGGCAGUAAACACAAGUUCUGUUAGUGAGCACCGUCUGCAGCUGCCUGGACAGCGACCAUGUUGACAUUGCAGAGACUCAUAAGAGUUAUUUAUGUUAGAUGUGCCACGAUAAAAGGCAAAAAUUACCUGUGUCUCAGCGUCUGUUUUCAAGCCCAAAUCCUGGCGGAGCUUUCUCCACCGCUCGAAGGAUGACCCGAUGUUUAUUCGAGUUAGAUUCCUCACUUGGUCACUUCCUCUUCGACUCUGCCCUUUCUUCUGUCGGCUUGUUUUCUUAGCACUUUUGGCGAAGGGGCAAGCAGAAGUUGUUUUUUUUUGCGUCCAUAUCCAUUACCGCUCCUGUAGCUAAGCUGCUACGCUACUUUUAGCCGCUUUUAGAGCUCUUAGGACAGCCAGGAGAGUGGAGGGGACGAGUCGGAACUACAGAAGAGGGGUGUGUCAGGAAUACAGGAAGGUGAUUGGAUGGAGAGGCGGAACAGGAGAUUGACCAAUAGGAGCUGUCAGGGACGGAUGGCUCCCAUUGGUCAAUGUUUUUGCAGCCCUGCACCUGCUAGGGUAAACUUAUUUUUUCCAUUCUUUUUUCUCUUCACUUUGUGGGGAUCGCACUAUAGGACCAUGAUUGCCAACCACGCCUUUAAUUGCUAAUAUGAAGUCAAAUCUAUGAUAUUGGAAAAAUAAAAUCAACUCUUUGUUUGUCCAGUGAGGUUGGCAGAGGUGAUAUCAUAGAGCAGGAGAAAGUUAGUGCAACAAAUAUAUAAGGUUUGCAAGAUGUGCUACAUGUAAAUAAAAUACAGCAUAAAUAAGACAAACAUGAAGAAAAGACAAAUGCUAAAUUAGCUAAACAAUUGAAAAAAAAUUAUAAAUCGCAAUUGAUGGUAUCCCGAUAUUCACUGUAUUGCAAAUGUUAAAAAUCGCAAUAAUAUCUUAUCGUGGCCCAAGUAUCGUGAGAAUAUCGUGUUGUGGGGCCAUGAGUGAUUCCAACCCCUACUGCCAGCUCCAACACUGGAGUCUGUUGGUCGCCCCCCCCUCACAGUCGCUACGUUACCUUAAUGUGUCAUCGGCUGCUGUAGUGGGAAGUUCUGCGAACAUGCACCAAAGCCUGCCGGGUAAUUGUUGAGGAGACCACAAGUCCCUUUGCUGUCAGGACAGCUUAAACCACACAUCAGGCCUGUUGUCGCCGAGGGCAGCAGGCAUGUAACAAACCCUGAGGUUGUACCGGCUGUGUACAGUGCAGGGACAGACAUAUAGUGACCCUGAGCCUUCCUCUGCUCUGUACUGUGUGUUCCAGUCUGCCCACACAGACUCAAACUAACAGAAAACUUCUGAAAAGAAAGGUCUUUAAUACGGAAAGUCACGAUGCAAGUGCAGGAAUGUAAUAUUAUGAAAUUAUGUCCUAACAUUAUACAGUUUGAGCUGGAAACAGGUUUCUAAAGACUUAAUAACAACUGUUGGUGGUAAAGUCUCAGGGCUGCUGCUAAUUAUCUUUAAUUUUUAGAGUUGUUAGUUGAUGCAAUCUCUGCAUGCUGGUGUCAGUACUAUUCAAGAGAAAAAGACACAUUGCAGGGAUAAAUUAUAAGGGGAAUUCUAAAGCCGAAUACAUUUUGCAAUCUCCUGUCUUUUUAUAAUAACUGAUUCAAUAGUUUCAGACUUGCUCCAGCAGUUUGCUUAGUCUGCAGUUCACAAACAGGCUGUCCUGACUGCAAAGUUAAGAUAAAUCAUGUUCUAUAAAAGUCUUCCUUUAUUUCACUUACAGCCUCAGUUUGUUGUUCCUGAAAACUUUUCCGUUGUGGGAAAAGUUGUGUUUUUUUUUUUUAUUCAACAGCGUUAUUUUAAAUGCUGUUGAUGUGUCCCAGACUCCCUGCACAGUUGGUGCAACCAACUGAAUUUAUUUUGUCCCGAAGUAAAAGUCUGUGGAGCAGUCUGGCCUAGUUACCAUCACUGAUACUGCCUACUGACUUCAGUGAGCAGAGAACAUCGAGUAAACACGAGAAACUCAACACAGGCUAAAGUUAAACUUCAUGAAUAAAGCCUGCAACUAAAAAUGGAGACAAGUAGGAACCCGACGAUAAAAGAAAAGCUCCCACACAUAGAUUAGACCUCCACAGUGUUAACCUCCUUUUCACACUCUUGCUAUGCAACACGUGUCUUCCACUCUUUCCUCCUCCAUCUUGACAGCAAAGGAACAACAGACAUGAGACCAGCAUAUAAAUUGCCUUUUUCAAAGUUUCCCUCCUGGGUCCAUGAUGGUGGAAUGACAUUUUCCUCCCCGGUCCCACCAGGGUGCGGCUCUGCAGCUCCCGUCGAAGGUUGAAAUCUUUCUUUAUGAGGUUCUUCACGUCAUCUUCUCCCUGCUGAUUCCUCUGCCUCCUCUGUUUUUGUUUUAAUUGCUGUCAAAAUUGUUCUCCCUAGCUUCUCCUUUCUCCUUGGUUAUUAUUCGUUUUCCAAGAAUCACACAUCCCUGUUGAAUAACAAUUCUUUGGUCUUUGGGAAUAAUUUGAGGACAUUCUGGCUCUGAUUCUUGGACUCUCUAAGGAUGAUCCUUGUGUGUUUUGCCAAAUAUUGAAUAGCCUGGCCCCUGUUUUUUUUUGCACCACACAGAAAUCUUCCUGGCUUGUUUUAUUGCUUUAAACCUUAUGAGGAAUGUCCACAUGGCAGAGAGUUCAAACAGGAUAAUCAAAUGGGCAGCAUCUUUAGGGACUCCUUUAAUAUGUGAGAAAAGUUUUUAACUGCUUCAGUAGAUUGUUUAUGGCAGCAGCUGUGAAACAAGCUGAAAAAGCUGUAAUGUAAUCAUCAGAGGCCUAUGUGCCUUGAAAGUGUCUGACAGGUGGAGAUAGUUAUUUAAAGUUUUCUGGUGAUAAUCCUUGUAGAUAAAGAGACACCCUAAGACCUUAAGUUUAGCCUUAAACAGCUGUCCCAUUUCUUUUAUUCAUUCUGAAAUAAUUUCAUUGAUGAGAACAGCAGUUUUACUCUGCAGUAUGGCCGGGUUUGUAUUUCAGUUUGGAUGAUUUUAAUUAAUGAAAAUUAGAUUUUUCUCUCCAACUUCCUCCAUCACUCUCUUUUGGCUUAUGCAGCUCACACCCUCCCCACUCAUUUUACUUCCUAGUAAGACACACAGCCACACAGCUGCCAACCCUAUUAAAAAUUUUGUUCCCACUAAUAGGGAUGGGAAUCAAAAUCUGGUUCCUGAUGCGAACUGUUUCCAACUUUUUGAGGGCACAAUGACAAGAGAUACUGAUACAGACAUGAUGCAUAUUGCUUAAGAUAUGGUGUCCAUAUACACAGGAAAAAGGCCAGUGUCUCUCCAAAUGAUUUUAACUAUUAACUCCAGAUGAGUUUAUUGAAUCGAUAAGCAGAGUCGACUAGGGCUGCAACGAUUAGUCGACGUAAUCGAUAACGUCGACAUGACAAAUUAAUCGACACGAAAACGAAGCGUCAACGCGUCGUGUUAUUGUUGUUAAGAAUCACAUGCCGGCGCCUCAUGCUCAUCUAUAACUGCAGUGCACUACAGGAUGUGCUGGUGGCAGUAGUGCUCGCUGUUAACAUCCCGCGAGCAAACACAGAAGAAGAGUGCACACAUUAUAGCAGAACAAACUGAAAAAGACGCUCCAAAACUCUGACCCAAAACCUCAAAAGUUUGGGAACAUUUUACGGAGAACAAACCAAAAAAACACGUCGAUCAAAGCUCAGCUUUCCCACCAUGGCAGCACCACGGCGAUGCAUGAGCACCUGAAACGCCGACACCCCAGAAAUAGGUGUUUAUAAAUAAAGAAGAUCGUGAUUAAUCGGACGACUAGUCGAUAGAUUAGUCGACAAAAAAAAAAUCGUUAGUUGCAGCACUAGAGUCGACUAAAGCAUCGGUAUAAAAUCUUUUCAUUUCCCAUUCCUGCUCAUUAGUUGAUGGGAACUGGUUGAGUUUUUUGGUGUCACAUUUUGAAUAAACAACAGUCUGCUGCAAAGUUCAAAGGCAGCAGCAUGACCAUUUUGUUUCAGCAUCUUAGACAGAGGCAUGCAGCCGAGAAAUGUGUCUCACGAUAAGACGCACAUGAUCACUACAGCCCACAAAUAGCAUCUAAUCGAAGCUGUAUCAUUUUCCCGUAGCAUCACACCUGACCAAAAAGGGGCAUAGAGGAAAGCUGUCACCGACAGGAAGUACUUGGAAGUAAACAAGAUAAUUUUCCCUUAUAGGAACACAUUGCAGCCUUCACAACCUGUUUCACACCUGCAAUCUGAAGCUAUCUGCUUUUACAAAUCAAUUUCUUUUAAUGUGUCAAUCAGACCUCAAAUUAUACAGAGCAAAAUUGUGUUACAUAUUGAAAGUGGGAUAUGAGAUUAGAUCCCAAGAGAAGUAGCGAAAUAAAUGUUUUUUCAGUGUUUAUGUCCUCUCUUGCCAUCUGAAAACUUGAUCAAUAUUGGAUCUGAUGAGGAGCUCAUUAAAUUGCUUCUGCUGGGUGAAAUAAAAUCAGUUAUUUUCAAGUCAAACAUGAGUGUUACAUCAUUUGAAAUGUAAGUAAACAGACCACCUUGAGGAUAGAUAGACUGUUCAUUCACACUCUAGUUACCCCCUCAUGGUUGUAGGUCAGUUUUUGCAGUGUGAGGCAGCCCCCCCUUUCAGCCGGCUCAGAUUUAGCGAGUUGUAAAUAUUUUCUUCCUCUGAUGAAGGAUGGCGCUCACGCUGUUCAGCUGUUCACAGAUCACUGCUCAGUUAAGCUUCCUGUCUGUUAUUUAAUUUGUUGGCUCCUCUCUGUGGUGCCACAUGGACAAACAGCUUUGCAAUAUUAUAGUGUUUUUGCUGAAGCUUGAUGUUUUCACAAAACUAAACAGAUUGUCAUUGAUGAAGGUGGAAUCGUUUAUGCAUGCAGUGAGGGUAGUGGCAUGCCAUCAUACCCAAUCAGAUUUUUGGAAUCGCUCUCAGUGUGUCCUCUUGAAUUUUUGGAUUGUUUGCUAAAUUGAUUUAAUUCAUGAAUGAUUUGAACCCCGUAACCCCUGAAAUCAUACCCUGUUUGUGUAUAAACUAGGGCUGGGACAAUAUGCUUUUCUCCUGAUUCGAUUUUUCCACUAUUUUCUGGGUGCUGAUUCAAUUUAAAACGUGAUUCUACAGUUUUGUCAAUUGUCUCGAUUUUUAGUCUGCAUUUUUAACACCAGUGAAACAGUUAAAUGAUUAUGAAGGUCUACUGACUGUUCCAGAAACCACAUUCCCCCAAAAGAUACACAUCACUUGUAAGUCAGUUUAAAGAUAUAUUCUUUAAUUUGAAAAAAAAAAAAAAAGAUUUUUGAACAAAAAAAUUGACUCAAAAAUUGUUAAACAAAAAAUCGCGAUGCUUUUGUGAAUGAAUUCUUUUCUCCCACCCCUAGUAUAUGCUGUUGCUGUCACCAUUACAGAUGACUCUUGAGUUAACUCAAUGAUAAGCAAAAGUUCGCAUUUUAUUUAAGCCUUAUAAAUGUCACUUAACAGCAGAAGUCACACUUUAACUUGGUGGUUAAACUUGGAUUUAGGUAAUAACAAAGUCAUGACUCAAAUACUCUUUGAAUUAUUAAUUGCUGACCAACAGACUGUAUUCGAGUAAAUCCUCUAGGGCAGAGUAUUAGGGCCACAUUGAGAAAAGUUUGGUUAAAUGUUAUGACUAAAUAUAUACAUUAAUAUAUUAACAUGAAUGACUUUAUUCUCAAAGUCUGUAAAAUUAUAUUUUUUCAAUGUGGCCCUAACAAUCCAUCAUAGUCCUCAAAUGCAGGCUGGGUCUUUUAUUUGCCUGUAUUGGCUAAGGCACCAGGCCUUUAUAUGAGGCAGGCUUUAAUUAGAGACAGGCCGCAUUGAGAAAAGUUUGUCAUGUCUGUCAUGACAUCAGAAUUAAAUGAUACGGUCUUUUCCUCUCCAAACAACUCACCACAUCCUAUUAGUAAACUGAAACUGGUGCCGGAUGAGGGCUCACAGAGCAGCUCUGUUAGAAUAAUAACUAAAAAAAAUAAAAAACUGGAGCACUGUGAUGAGAUGGACUGUGAUUUGGUCCACCACAAAGCUGAUGAUGUUAAUGUGUGGAUGUUGGUGUGCGGUCAUUUAACACCCACUUGUAAGUUUUUUUCCCCCCCUUGUAUUUCCAUAUUUCCAUAUUAGAAAUAUAGAAGUGCCCCAGCCAAUAAUUGAAAGCUGGCUUUUUUCCACUCACAGAGCUUGUGAUACUGGUCAUUAAAUGUGGCUCAGCUGCAGAUUCCAGUCUUUAAUUGAGGACCCAUGGUAUUCCAACUGAUCUAAAGUAAAGUUUUACAUCAGUUUUUUUUUUUUACAGCUUUAGAAACUUGGAAAACAUUUCUGAGUUUAUCUCUCUGAGAAAUAGCCUCUGAAAUGAAGACCUGUCAGAAACAUGUGAGGUGAAUUGUUUUUUUUUUUCUUUUUCUUCGUUCCGGCCCCAGCUGCUCUUGUAGGCUGAUGCUUGUUCCUCUCCAGCAGAUCAGUUUCUUAUCUGCCCCCUUGUCUCAAAAAAUUGAGGCGAGUGAGACUGCAGGCUCCAUGACCUUCUGCACCCUGUGUAAACAGGAGGAGUUGUCAAGACUCGAUAAGACACACUAGCACACUCACACACACAUUUUCCUCCUGGUCUCCAUGUGUGUGCACGCCGUGGGAUUACAGUAGUUGCUUCAAAUCUUCACAGAGGAGUAUCUGUCCGCAGGCACAAUCACACUGAGCACGUGCCCUGAGAGCUGCGUGGUGUCAGACCAGCUCUUCAUCCCUGUUAUUUGCCCUCCUAUCCCUCCAUGCUGCUUCUGCUGCCCUUCAUCCUCUUUUUCUGUUUCAUUUCACAGUCUCCAUUUCCAGCUCAACACCCUCUACGUCCGCCCUCGAUUGGUUUCCAAACCAAUUUUUGCCACCAUGAAUACCUCUUAGUUCCGCUUUCUUUUCACAAUUACUUUCCAAUUUUCAGCCCCUUUUGGUCUCCUCAUUCAGCAGCUAGUGGAUGAUUGUCGGACUUUUAGCAGCGAGAGAAAAGUUGACCUUGCUGCUUGUCUGCUUAGAGCGUGCGAUGAGCACUUUGUUAACAGGAAGCUAAGGCUGUGUAUCAGCACCUCUGCUGUGACUCAUGACCUUGUGCUGAGGCAUGAUGGGAUAUUUAACCUUAGGGUUUGCCUCUGGUGGACUCUCCUUUCCUCUGCGGCGCGGUAGUCAUCGCCACAUCAAGGAGCAUGUUUGUGUCCUUUGCUGCCAGGGCGAUGACUAAACCUCGCAAUCACCACCAUCAUCUUCAUCAGCCGGACUUGUGUAACCGUCUUCCCCAGAUUGACGAGAGUGUGUGUGUGUGUGUGAGAGUGUGUGUUCAGAUUAACCCAUCAGGACUGAGUGUGUAGCAGGUCGGGUCAUGACACAAGGGUUAAAGCAAGCAGAUGUUCCUGAGAGCAUGUUACAUCGGCACAGAUCGAGCGACCCUUUAAACUCAAAAAAAUAAAACUUGUUUACUUUCAUUUCGCCUCCGGCCUCCAGAGAGUUCAGCUUUUUGUGGCACGCAGUGAAAAUUACAAGUUCUGCUGUCGUCUUGGGAUCAAACUCUUUUAAUUUUGCUGAUGUGUUUGCAGUUUCUCAAGAAGCCAGGUACUUUUUUCGUGGUUUUUAUGCCUUUGCUUGUUUGGAAAAAAAGAUUGACACCGGGGUCUUUUUGGACAAUAACAGAAAAACCUCAAGGCUGUCCAACAUAUUGAUCGAUUUCAAUUCCAGCUCUGGAACUCUGGAGUAGAAAUCACUGCAUGGGGUCAAAAUCACUGCCAAAAUUCAGUCUGUGGACACAGUUUGUUGCCGCAUCACAAGUGAAGGUUAAAAUUAGAGAAUUAAAAUCCUGCACCUGUAGAAGAUUAAUCUUGCUGGCAUGGUUUGCAUGUUAGGUAAAAAGCCAAUUGCUUUGUUUUUUUUGAGAAACAUUGGGAACAUUUGCAGGAAAACUUGGUAGGAUCUUGUAAAUCCAUAACCUUAAGCUUUGGUAGAUCACAUCUGUUUCUUCGCCAAAAUUUUAUUAUUAAACUCCCCUGUCUCAGCUGCAGACUGUUAGCAGUAGAAAUCAAACUUUAACUUGGUGGUUAAACUUGGAUUUAGAUUAUCACAAAGUCAUGACACUAAUACUCUUUGAAUUAUUAACUGCUGACCAAAAAACAGACUGUAUUUGAGUGAAUCCUCUGGGACAGAGUAUUAGGGCCACAUUGAGAAAAGUUUGGUUAAAUGUUAUGACUUAAUUCUCAUAAAUAAAUGACUGUAUUUUCAAAGUCUGUAAAUUUUUAUUUUUUCAAUGUGGCCCUAAUAAUCCGUCAUAGUCCUCAAAUGCAGGCUGGGUCUUUUAUUUGCCCAUUUUGGAUAAGGCACCAGGCCUUUAUAUGAGGCAGGUUUUAAUUAGAGGCAGGCCACAUUGAGAAAAGUUUGGUUAAAAUAUUAUGACUUAAUUCUCGUAAAUGAAUGACUUUAUUCUUAAAGUCAGUGAAAUUUCAUUUUAUCAACCUGGCCCUAGUAUUCCGUCGUAGUCCUCAAAUGCAGGCUGGGUCUUUUAUUUGCCUGUAUUGGCUAAGGCACCAGGCCUUUAUAGAUACAGGGUGCAAGAGUAUGUUGCUGACUGUAUGUAAAGAAAUGCAGAAAUGUCAGAGGUUGUUACACUCUUUAGACCGCACCGUUGGAAAAGGAAAGCCAUGGUUUCUGUGCCCCAGCUGCCUCUCAGAAGUGCGACUAUCAGAGUUUCAGCAGAGACUUUCUAUGAAACCCCGUCUCCCUGUAUGUCCUCCUCUCCUGUCUGUCCAUGUUAUCGUCCUGUUAACUGGAACAGCGGCGCACUCAAAUUGGAGAUGUUGGCUUGUAAAGCUGCUGCAGUUGAAAGGGAUAGUAUUGGACUGCUGCAGAAAAACUGAGGAUGCCAGCUGUAAUGAUUUGUUUGACCCUGUAUGCACUAACCUCGGUGUGUUUGCGUGUCUGUUUUCUCUAGCGGUGAAGAGGCUGAUGAAGGAGGCUGCAGAGCUGAGGGACCCCACAGAGCAUUAUCAUGCACAGCCACUAGAAGUAAGUUCACCACAGGACAACACCAAACUUCUGUAACUCUAUGUGUACUGUAAAGCUUCAAUUUGGUAUCACUAAAACUUAGGGAUGGAAAUCACCAGUGGCCCCACGAUAUGAUAUUAUCAUGAUAUUUGGGCCACGAUACGACAUUUUUGUGAUUUUUUAACGUUUUGCAAUACAGUGAGUAUUGCGAUACAAUUGGGUUUGCAAAACUUUUUCAACUGUUUAGCUAAUUUAGAAUUGGUCUCCCCCUUAUGUUUGUCUUAUUGACGCAAGAUUUUAUUUUCUUGUAGCAAAUCUUGCAAACCUUAUAUAUAUUGAAGUGGUUCCCCUAGAAUGUUUUUUAGCAGCGCUGUUACCCUGUUACCGCUGUUACCCUGACUCUCUCGCCACUCAAGGAACUACGCUGUUACUUUCACAUUACAUUACCCACGCUACUCGCUACAUAGACCGAGUUUUGUUGUACUCGCAGAAAUCAUUAGUGGCGCAUUGAUAUUAAUGCUACUUUUAAUGCUACUUGCUAUAUAGACCGUGUGUAGGCUUGAACAUUACCUUUCACGUUGAUGGAAGAGUGUCUGACAGGAUUUAGUGCGCUCGUUGAUGAUUUAAAACAAGUCGAAAAUAAUGUUGUAUGUUGUUGUGCUCACACAGUGCGAGCUGAAAUCAUUAGUGGCCCAUUGAUGCGGCGCGCUGCUGCUAAAUGAAUGUAGGAGAAACACUGUAUUUGUUGUACGAACUUUCUCCUGCUCUAUGAUGUCACCUCUGCCAACCUCACUGGACAAACAAUUGAUUUUAUUUUUUCAUUAUCAUAGAUUUGACUUCAUAUUAGCAAUUAAUUUGAAAAAAUCGAUACUUGGUAAAUGAGACUAUACGAUAUAUCGCCAGACAAAAUAUCGCCAUACUAUGCUGUAUCGAUUUUUGUAGCAUCUUUGCUUAAAUCCGUUUCCAAGGGUGUGGUAAUAUACAGCUAGUAAUGACAACAGCUUAACCUGAAUCAGCUGUUAUCACAGUCUGCCUCACUGUCUGCUGUGUGUGUGUCUUUUAAACCCUCUUUAAAACUAAGUUUUAUGGUACAUGCAAAGCCGCCCAGCAUACUCAGGGCUCUAUUCUACUCCUGACUAAAAGCAUCUUAUCACACAGCGCAGGUGUCAUCCUUAUUUUCACACUUAUCAUUUUUUACACUCAGCACCCACAUUGUGUAAAUAGCAAGUGAACUUGCGCUCAUGUCUUUGCCCUUGAGCCAUGGUUUGGUAAAAUGUACCCACCAAAUUGCAAACUCUGACCUGAUGCAUAUUUAAAUUUUGGAGGUGAGGGAAAUUGAAGAUCACUCUGAGUCCUGUAAACACAUUGGAAAAACUGCAGUGGCACUCAUGUAACAAUGGAUGAUGGAUGCACUGCACUGCUGAAAGGCAACAGUGUGUGAAUGAGGCAACAAUGUUUAUUUACCUGCUGGAUUUUAUUUUAUUCAACACCUGCUGCAAGGAACAAAGAGAAUGUGCUCUCUGUCCUCCAUUCACAAGCACCCAAUUUCUGUCAGGGUCGUUAUUUUCUCUGCUGUUAUUUGCUCCUCUGUUGCCAUGUUUCACUGCGAGGAAUCUCUAAUCUGCCGGCUCAUUUGUUUGCAUUUUCAUUCACAAGUUGCUUUGCAUUGAGCAUCUAUGGAGGAACGUGGGUGUGUAGAGGGUGAGAUAUGAGGUUGAUCAACAAGCGUCUGCUCCAAGGUGGAUUAUGAUUUGCAGAGGGAAUAAUGCCUGCAAAUGUGCAUGUGCAUGAUUUUAUAAAUCUGGCUUAUUUCUGACAAACGCCUUUUCCUUUUGUGACACACUUUCUUUUUUGGUGUGGAUUCACUGUUUUAUAAAUUAAACUCCUGAUCUGUCCUGAUGAGCAUGUCUCUAGCAUGUAUUUAAUGUCUCCCUCUCUCUGCAGGAUAACCUCUUUGAAUGGCACUUCUCCGUGCGUGGACCUCCAGAUUCAGACUUUGACGGCGGGGUGUACCACGGCAGGAUCGUUCUCCCGCCAGAGUACCCCAUGAAGCCUCCUAGCAUCAUCCUUCUCACAGUAAGACAAUGACAGAGGCCACAUCCCGAUCUGAUGUGAUUAAUCUUUCGCCAAAGCAGAACAGAAAGACGUCAAAUCAGAUGAUCAAAGAGUUGAAAACGGACGGCAUGUCAUUUAACCCUCAGCGGUUUCUGAAAUGACAGUCUUCAGAUCAAAGCUCGAGCUGCCAUCGCACUGUCACAGAGGAUUUCACCGCUUUUAUCACACCGUCUUAUAAUAUUCAGACAGCUGUGUGACACCUGCAAUAAAGACAGGCUGAUAAAAGACACAGCACUCUCAAUACUUCAUACUCCGUCCAGAUACUUUUUAUAACACUUCUUGUUCUUUCUUUAUUUCUUUGAGAACUAGAAAAGCUACCUGCAUCAAUUAUUAUUCCAAACUCUUUUCUUUUCUUUUUCAAACUUCAUGUCUGUCUGUUUGUCGCAACCGCUGAGACUUGUUGUUUUAUUAAAGUAUCCUCGCCCACACACUUACCUCCGCCUCUUUUGUUUUCAGCCAAACGGCAGAUUUGAAGUUGGUAAGAAGAUUUGUUUGAGUAUCUCUGGCCACCAUCCAGAGACCUGGCAGCCCUCCUGGAGCAGUGAGUAUCCUCAGAGUUCUCCACAUUUGGCCGAAUCCCAGAGUCGUCUUCCCACAGCUGUGGUUCAGUUUAUAAGUUUGGUUCAAAAGGUCUCAAUAAAACAUAUUCAUAAGUAUUAUUAUUUGUAGCCAGAGGCGUAUUGAUCUUUUGCCCUUAUAUGUCAGUGCAGGCAGCCUUAUUUUUGGUAUUGCACUCUGAGACUGAGAGUCUACAGCUGCCUGUAACACCAUGAUAUUCUUAUUUAUCUGAUAACUUUAGCGCCAUGAUGGUGACAACAGUGCUGUUUCAGUCAGGCUAAUAAAUUUACAUGUAUUUUAAAGUGCUGUUUCAGUCUGACUAAUGCAAGAAAAUGAGUUUUUGAAGGUCGAUGCACUUGGUGACAAAAUCAAGAUUUCUUAAUGCACACGGUUUGAUCAGACUUAUUUUCCACCAGGGAUUUGAUUGCAGAUAUUGAAGUCUCUCUACUGGCUGCAAGGUGAAGUGCCCAUACGUUUAACAAUCUAGGGUCUUGGUGAAGACAUUCAGUACAUGCAAAGUUAAGGCUUGGUUAGUGAUUUAACUAGACUACUGACCUUAUCCCAGUUUACGUCCACUCACUUUUGACUGAAGCAUGUCCUCCUCCACUAUGGUGGGUGGCAACAGUUCAUUACCAUCAGGUCAUCUCUAGAGGUUGUCUCCCCCGGUUGAUCUGUUACAUUAAAAAUGGUCAACUAAACGAGUCAGGAUGUACCAUUUGUUGGUACCAUAGGAAGGUAAUGCUGCAUUCCAGUUACCUCAGAAGUUGGAUGUCAGAGCUUGGAAUGACAUUACAGUGUUCUAGAUGACAAGUCGGAAAACCAAGAUGGACGCCUACUGUUAGCUGUUGUUAACAAUUGUCAGCUAUCAUUAGCUGUUGUCAGCUGUUGUUAGCCGUUGUCAGCUGUCAGUUAUUGUUAGCUAUAACAGCCAUAAACAAAGCAUAACACAGUAUUUUAUUCUUAAACACCAUAGCACCAUGUUCACAGUUAGACGUUGGGCAGUACAACAGAAGUGCUAAUAAAUCAUACAUUCCGAGAGCUUUCACUGUUACUCUUUACUGUUGAUGCACUGCGCUGCCAUCUUGGAUUAUGACGUUGUUGUCAAGUCGGGGCUGGUGAGGAUUGUACGAAUCCAACUUUAGGGGGCGUUUCAGAUGAAUUUUUGACUUGGAGCUCGGAAAUUCUGACUUCUGAGUACAACUGGAACGAAGCAUAAAAAAAACUCACUGUGGACCAAAGCAUGUCCUCCUCCACUAUGGUGGGUGGCAACAUGCUCCCUUUCAGUUCAUUACCAUCAGGUCAUCUCUAGAGGUUGUCUCCCACGGUUGAUCUGUUAUAUUAAAAAUGGUCAACUAAACAUGUCAGCAAGAGGCUGGGAUGUACAGUCAAAUGAUGUACCAGUUGUUGGUACCAUAGGAAAGUUUUAGCCUCUCUUCGUCUCUGGAGGUUUUACUUACUGGUUUCCUAGCAACGAAUUUGCGGGAUUCAACUCCUGACUCACUUGUGAACUCUGGAGCACGCAUAGAAUACUUAGGUCAGUGGCAGUUCAAUUUAGCUGUAUACAUGAAGGAGAAAAUUGAUCCCCAACCAAAUUAUCCAGGUGUGUUAGUCCUUGAUUUAGAGUGAUUUCAGUCGGACUCAUGUGUUUACAUUGUGUUUACACGUGUUUGUGACUGCAGAGCAUGUGUCAGGCAUAGAGGUUAUCAGACACAAAACAACAGAGAUCUUCUUGGUAUUGUUUCUCCACCAGCCUCGGUACGGUCUGUGUAUGAGAAAUACUGCACUUGCAGAGUCAACCGGAUAAUUAAUUUCUGCAGAGAACCUCAAUUUCUGGACUUGUAUUCCAUCCUUGUAAUAUAAUUUCCCAGCGUGGGACUUAAAUCAGACACAGCACAGCGGGUGACGGGUCAUCCUUUCAAAGUAUUUUCCAAUUUGAUUUCUUCUUUUGACAAAAACAAAAGAUCUGGACCAAUAUCAGAGUUAAAUAACAGACAAAGGUUCCUUUUUUUACCCACAUGGUGCCUGUCACAUGGCUGGCCACGCCUGAGAGAUUUGACUUCCUCCUGCUGGGAUCUUAAAGUGUAAUGUUCAAGUUGUGUCUCAUCUUGUUUUGAACGACAGCAGGAGGCCUGGCAGGAAAUUAACACUGACUGCAGGCCAGCUGUAGUCACUCCAGAAUUACACACAUGGUUGCUGGCUGCUGUGUAGAAAUGUGGCUGAGUAUUUCAAAUAUUUCCCAUAGUUUCAAGCUUAUCAGUUUAAUACUUAAUGUUUACUACGUAUUUCUUUUUAUUCUAGUCUUAUGUUCUCUCUGACAGAUAAUUCUUAUAAUUAAAGUCAACAGGUCUAUUAUAAGCAUUUACAAUCAUCAUGAUGAUGAUAAAAUCAAUUAAAGCAGUUGGGAGUCAAGCUGCUCUGAAAUUAACAUUAGCGCUUAACCGUGAUGAUAAUGGCAAGAGUGGUUUAAGUAGUUUGAGCAGUUAGAGUUAGGCAGGAAGUGGAGAAGUAAGACAAGGAGGCUGAAAAACUCUCAGGAGGACCUGUAGUCAGUAAACUCAACAGGUAAUUACAGCCCUACCUGUCAUGUAUGAUCGCAAAAUUCACCUCUCUUGAUUGGGAGAGGCACUUAUCAUUACACUGCUGCCGUGGGAUCAUUGAAGGUGUCCAGUAAACUCAAAAAUACUCUGGAAGGAACUGUUGCUGAACACCACAGUGCAUGAACACGCUUCUCCAUCUUCCAAGUCUAAAAGUAGUCAUGCUUAAGGUCAAGACUAAAGGUUCUUAAACACUGGGAACGACGUAAAUAUACGACGCGAAAUUACGGUAUGGUAUGUUUUAUCUGAACAGGUUAGCUUACGAGCUAAAGUUACUUAGCACAGAUGAAAGUUAAAACAAAGAUGUUUAGCAAACUGUUAAAGCACACAAACCAUCGUCAUAUGAGAAAUCCGACGCUAUGACUGUCCACAAGUUGUCCUUCAGGUCGUUAUCUUUGUAAUGUUUGUCUUUUAUCAAAAGGAAAUCUGUUCUCCGACACGUAAACAAUCAGCCAGUUGGCCAUGUUGGAUAUACCGGUGAAUCAGACAUAGCAACAACACCAAAUCUGAUUGGUCAGAAGAGGACACACAGUAUGCGAAACUUUAGAAACUUCGACUGUGAUACGAAAAAAAAAAAUGCUGCAAUAUCGUAGGACGGGAAAACGUCGCUGAUGUGAACGCUUGUAUUGACAGGAUAUGGAUUCAAGAAAAAUAUUGACGUCCAAAAUAAUCGCACGAAAAAAGUGCUACCGGUGUGUAAGGACCUUAACUCUGGGUUAGGGCUGGGUGAUAAACCGAAAAUUUACCGUUACCAAAGUUUACAACAAUAACCAACAUCAUUUUGCCCAUAUCAGUAUAUUCUGUGUCAAAUAAAUAAAUAAAUAGGUGGGCUACGGUCUCAUGUCCCUUAAGAUGCUGUCAGAGACAUGACUCCACCCCAUCCAGUCCGUAACAAAGAGGGAUAGACAGGUGAGGAGAUGGAGGACAGUUAAAAAGUUGUAGCAGCUGGAGAGGCGGCUGAAGUAGACAAAAUUAAUGAGGGUGGGGGUGAGCAGCUUGUGGAGUAGUUAUCGUCCGUUUAUCGUUAUCGAGGUGAACUGCUCAAUAUAUUGUGAUAUUGACUUGAGGCCAUAUCGGUCAGCCCUACUCUGGGUCACUGUUGCCUCAAGUCACCAUCCUAAAAGUCAGGAUUUGAGUGCUCCAGCUGUUUAAAAGUUGUGAACUAAGAAGACUUUAUUGACAGACUCACUAAAGUUUCAAAGUAAAAUGUGCCGCUGCUCCUCGUUUUAAUCAAACAGGUCACACACAACUUCACUGUUUAAAAUACUUAGAUUUUUAUUCAAACGACAAAGAGUGAAGAGUAAUUUAUGUAAUGGGUUUUAUCUCAUAAUGUGAGCAGGUGUGUUGAGCUCUGAUAGCCGUAGCCAGUCUCAUCAGUACUGUUUAAACAAAGGGGAAACUGCUGUCAGUCUCAUAAUGCAUAUUUUUAUUUUUUUUUUAAAGAAGAAGAGGAGGACUUUUCAAGUGAAGUAGCUGUAUUAGUUAUUAGUUUUAUGAUAUCAGGUGCUGUUAAAGAUAAUUUAUAGGCCUUGGAUAAUUAAGCUCUUUUGCUGUUGAGUGUUUUAGAGUCCUGGCAUGACUGUGUUGGAAAUCCUUAUUAUUAAGCAGGUAAUUCCAGGUUUUGAAAAGCAAACAGCACUGGCAUUUCUGGCCCUGGCACCCAUUUGUUUAGACUCAAAUGUGCACCAUCUGCCCUGAUUUAAUUUGAUUUUUGUUCUCUGCUUCAUUUCUGGUACCAUGCUGGUAGAUCUAUGUUCAGGUGCAGGGGAGGGUGAGGACAGGUGGUGCUUUAGCUGCCUCACAGAGACCUUUAGAUGAGUUAAAGAAAGUAUAAUCUAGGAGAAAGCACCAGAAUCACUAGUAGAUCAAACAGAUUAAAGAUAUUAAUAAUCAAAGGCUUGAAAUGGGUAACUUGCACAUCUGUGAAGGCUGAACAUUAUGUACAGGUUUUGGAGCUGCGAUCUAGACAAUGACUUUUUCAGAUAAAGCCAAUCAACUGAAGUCCUGUAUCAGACUAGAACAGGACAACAUUCAUCUUUCAAGACUCCUGAAAUUGGUCUCCUGGGUUGACAAACAUUUACAGAGUGUUAUUGAAAAGAAGAUGUGAUGCAGCACAAUGGUAAACAUGUUUGUGUCCCUGCUUGUUUGAGAUGUGUUGCUGGCACCAAAUUGAAAUGGGGGCAAACGUUGUAUUUGUCAUCAAACAAGAAGAUAUCAUACCACAGCAACAAUUUCCAUUUUUCAAAAUGUAGGAACUGUUGUGGAAAUCUCUGCAGGGGCUUGAAAUUACUUUCAAAAUGGAUUGUCUCUGAACAUGGUUCAUCACUGCAUUCACAAAUGAAGGUUAAAACUGAAAACAUAUAUGAAUACAACCCGGGAAACUUCUCUGGGCCUAAACCUAUUGAAGAUAAAGUAAGGCAUUGUGGGAAACUGCCUGAUGAAUCUGUAUUCAACAUUAACUUUGGAAACUAUGAGUGCUGCAACCUCUGGCUUAAAAAGAGAACGGCCACCCUGCCUGUAAAUUUGGGGUUUAAAUGAUUUGCAAAUCAUUGAAAUUUUCCAACAGCGUGUUUAAUCUUUUUAGAAUUGAGGUUGUGUUUUGGGCCUCCAGCUGCUUUAAUUCAGCGGGCUAUAAUAGAUUGACUAAAGAUCAGAAUAAACACAGCCAGUCAAAACAUUAGCCCCAACACAAACACACCCUUGACCCCUACCAUAUUGUCAAACGUGUCUUGUGCCAGCUGGAGGAAGUCUGGGGACAGACGCAGGGUGAAUGUCCUCCCAGAGGCUAGGGUAAAUCCAGGCUUACGCUCAAAAAAACAAAGCAUCAUUUCAUUACAUAACAGGAGUUCUGAACACAGAGACAUGUGCAUCCUGUCAUGUCAUUUAACCUUCUCUGUUUUACCCAGAAAUGAUGAACAUGCUGCAUGUUACUUUGUCUCUUCUCCUCUCUGAUUUCUCCUCCGUCUGUCUGUCUGUUUCUCUUCCAGUUCGAACCGCUUUAAUAGCUAUAAUCGGAUUCAUGCCAACAAAAGGAGAGGGAGCAAUAGGAUCCCUUGAUUAUACCCCAGAAGAGAGGAGGGCCCUCGCCAAAAAGUAAGAUGUGACUGAUGAAAGCUUGUGCACAUGUUGUGUAUGCACUGUAACGAAGAGAGAAUGAUAAUGAGGAGAGAGCGUAAAGCUGUGUGUAUCUUAGAGAUCAGUGUUUUUGAUCCUUUCAGCCUGAGGUACCCCCACAGCCAGUCCAUAUAAAUUCACCUCAACCCUUCAUUUGUUUCCACUCACCGUGUUCCAAAUGCAAAAAGAUCAUCUGGAAAGUUAGUUUCACAGCUGAAGUAGACAUACUGUCCAUUACAGAUAUCUGUAUCUUACCAAAAGAGUGUUUCAGAUGUCCACUAAGAUAGUCAACCUUUCUCCUAUUUUCUCAUGGAUAUUCAUAUUUAAUACGCAAACACAUAUAUUUUUAGAGUUUUUUUUGCCAUUGUGCAACACUAAACAGAGCAGAUUAAGCUCCUCCUGCAUGCACUGACUCACAAGUUUGUAACCCUAAGUGCUUUUGUUGGUUAGAUAUGUGCUCACAAAUGUGCUGAUUUAAUGAAGCAUUUUGCUUCCGUGCUGCUCCAAGCCGACCCAUGAGUCACCGGCUAACAUUUGUUAGCAUCUUAAAGCCGAUGUUUCAGUGAAGAUGACGACCUUGUCAACUGGUGUCUUUCAGCUGCAGUUUUUCGUAGAAGGACUAUCUUUUCUUUUUUCUUUAAAUAAUAUCUUGAUUGACUUUCAUUUCACAUAAUACAGACAGUUUUGUAAUGUAAUUGUGUAUUACGAAAGUGUAAAGUAUUUUUCCCAUUCGUUUCAAACACCCCCCUCACCACACACACACACAAAAAUUAAAUGAAUUGAAACAACAAACAAACACUAAACUCUCUCUAAUAAUACAAGAAUUCACAGAACAUUAAGUACUUUUUACAAUAAAUAAUUUCUUAAAUUACACAGUCCCAUACCAUAAAGAUAUAGUACAUACAUUUUCAGUAUUUACAACCUUUUAUGUAUUUUUUCCUUUUUUUUGGAACUAUCAACAAACAAUUUCACUUUUUUCAUUCAGUGUUUUUCAUCAUGUAGAAGCCCUUCUAUAUCUCCAUUCUUAAUAUAGCUAUCAAAUGGUAUAAAAGGACUAUCUAACAAUUAUAUUUUGACACUAUAAUAGAGAGAGAAACCAAGAUGCCCCCACAAGUAUUGCCUUUGCAUGUCAGCAGUCCUUUUAACCACACCAUGUUGUUAAUUUAGCAUCAUAGCACUCAGCCUUGUAAACAACACCAACAAAGAUCCUUGAACAAGCGCAGAGCUGCAACAGAUGACAACUGAAUACGCCCCGACUAUUAUCUCUGGAUUGGCACAUUCUGGGGCGGCGUGAUAUUGGAAAAAAACAAUAUUAUAUUGUUUUUCUUAUCUGCAAUACAUAUAUAUUGUGAUAUAAAAUGCGUCAAAUCAGAUCCAUGCAAUGUCUGACACCUGCAUGGAGAAAUGCAAAGACAGGUGGGAUGACUCUUUACUUCAUAAUCUGAUCUCACAAAUAAAGUUAACUUAUACACAUUUAAUGAUCGCAGCAGCGUCACAUGGCAUGUUUACAUUCCACGGUCACCUGACAGGAACAAACCCUGCAUGCUCAGCAGCCAGUAUUAAGUGACGGACUGCAUUAAAGUGACAUCAGGCAGAUUUUGAUUGGAGAUUGAUCAUGCAAAACAAGAAUUCCCACAACUUCCCGACCUAUUUGGUUGCUGCUAAUUGUCUUAAUGAGUCACUUUGUUUUUUGUUACAUGUAAAAAUAGAGAUAUUUUGUUACUUAAAUCAUUAUUCAUCCGAAGUCAUUGAUUUUUCUGUUCAAACUUCAUACAUGCAUGUAGCAUAAUCAGCACCUGAGCCUGGGAUGAAAAGCCUCACACUAAUAAUUGCAUAUUCAUAACAGAAAAGCAGCGCUCCCAUGCCAGUUCUGUUUCUGACAAAUUCAUUAUUAUCGCCAAAAAAGCCUCCCUCUAGAGAAAACAUGAAUGGGCACGUUGCUCUUUUUUCACACCAUCUCCCUGAGAGGAAAACGGCACAAAAGCCAAAGAAAGAGAGGAUCCAGUUAAAGCCGCUGCUCUAUUAACACAUGAGAGAGGGUCUGUGACAGGGGGCUGUUUCAUUAUCACAUGGAGAUGAGAUAAACAGGAGGACGCUCUUUACCAUAAAUACAAGGCUGCUUAUCUCCUCUGCAAAAAAAAUCAUUUUCCUAACCCUCGCUGUGAGGCUGAGGCAGCUCCUCUCUUUGGUUUCUCAUCUCCUGUUCCUGUGCCCCUGGAGAUUGUGAGAGCUGUCAGUCAGACUGAGGCCUCUGCACAGCUGGGGAAGGAUGCCGUCCAAUGUUUUCACAGUUUGCCAAGUUUGUGACAAGUGUUUGACAAGUUAACAGCUAAAGAAGUUGGUCAGCAAGGGAUGUGGGAGGACAAACACAAAGGGGCCCAGAGGAUGAAGAAGAGAAGAAAAUGAAAACAUUUCACUUGUGUCUGACAAACUAUCACCUUUAUGGAGAUAUUUGUUGGUAUCAUGGGUAUGUCAUAUCAUUAGGAUAAAGUUUGUAAUGCUUAUAGGUGGAUUGUGAUAUUUUAAAGGACAGAAUCAAGAAGACUUGUGUCAAAAUCUCUAAUCUUGAAGACUUUCAAGUAGAGAUGCACCGAUCAAUUUUUUCAGAUCCAGGGUUAUUUAUAUAGCACAUUUAAAAACAACAAAGUGCUGACCAAAGUGCUGUACAGUAGAAUUAAAAACAAAAUAAAAAGAACCAGACAAUUAACAUGAACAAUAAAACAAGACACAGGAACACAUUAAAAACAAGGGGACAUAGAUGGUUCAGUAAAAACAUGAUUAAAAGGCCAAAUUCUCAGGAGUUAAAAGCCAGGGAGUAAAAGUGCGUUUUUAAAUUUGAUUUCAAAACAGACAGUGAAGGGGACAGUCGGACAUGAAGAGCAUUCCAGAGCUUAUGCGCAGCAAUGGAAAAAGACCGGUCUUCCCUGGACUUUAAUCCUGACCUAGGGACAGUCAGAAGGCACUGGUCAGAGGAUCUGAGAGUCCGAGAUGAAAUAUGGGGUUUUAAAAGGUCAGAGAGAUAAAAAGGAGCAAGCCCGUUUAAAGAUUUAUGAGUUAAUAAGAUGAGUUUAAAAUUAAUCCUAAAACGCACAGGAAGCCAGUAAAGAGAGGCUAAAAUCGGGGAAAUGUGGUCUUAUUUACGGCGACCAGAUAAAACAUGAGCUGCAGCAUUUAAGCUGUAAACGAUUGAGAGAGGUUUGGCUGGCACCAAAAUAAAGUAUAGGGCGCCAUUUUGACAUUAGCCAAUAGGAUGUUAGAGGGCGAUCACCUGAGCUGUCAGCUGACUAAGGCCUUUAGCUUGACUCCGUGUCCUGUCUGAACUACCGCUAUGCUUCAUUUAAUAUUAUUUAUGAACAAAUAACAAAUUGCACAUUAGCACACAGCAAAAGAAGACUUCCAUGUAAACAUUUAGUAAAAAAGGAUUGACAGAUAUUGAAUAUAGAGCGAACAGAAUUGCUAUGUCGUUGUGAUGAUAUUAAGUAAAAGAAAAAAAAAGACUGGAUCGAGAGCUGGAUCCGCAUCAUUUAUCAGAUAUCCGAUCCAGUUAAUUUGUCAAUAUUGGAGCCGAUAUCUGAUCCAAAUAUUGCACUGAUAUCCAAUUCAAAUAUUGAAUCGGUGCAUCCCUACUUUCAAGUACUGUGUGCUACAAAACAAAAAAAGCUUUCCUCAGAUCUCACCCUAUGGCAGCAAGGAUGUCCUCCAGCCUCCAGUAACCCCAAACAGGAUCAUCUUAAUGACCUAUUAGCAAAAUCACUAAGUAAUGAUAAAUCCAAAACUCUGUCUCAUUGUCAAGUUUGACAUUGUGUUUUUGCCAGUGGAUUGUAGUGGCUGUGGGAAGAGUGAUAACUUCUUAUAUCUUAAACAACAACAUCCUCCUCUGCCGCAGAAAGCUCUUUCUCUGUAAGGAUCUUUUCCGUGAUGCUGUCAAAAACACCUGGAUCAACAACCUGAGCCUGUCAGCGACAAAAACAGGGACUUUUAGUCGACAGACUUGGAUUAAAGCUGUUAUAGGCUGUGAGAUUUCUGCCGACUGAAGCUUUCUACUGGAGCAAGUCCCAUCUUGUCUAUAUAUUCCACAAACAUAAAGCUUAGACUUAUUCCUUUUUUUAUAGUGAUAUUUUAUUGGGUUUUGAAUAUCGUACAUCACAGGUACACAUGUGGCAAAUGUUGUAUAUGUUGUAAACAUUGACUUGUAUCUAUAGAGUAAACAAAUAACUAUAUUAUACAAUGCUUACUUUGCAGGAAAGAGGGAAAGAAAAAUAACCACAUGGUAGCAACAACGUCAAAAAACAAAAAAAGAAAAGGGCAAUACCAGAACAAUGUAACAAAAGAUAAAACAGGACAGCAUGACAAUAAAAUACUAAAAAAACCCAUUGUUGACUAAAAUUUGAUGACUUGUGACUGACUAAAACUAGACAAAAAUAUCCUGUUUGUCCUCAACAAAACUAAAACUAUAAAGAGAAAAAACGUGACACAGACUGUGAAGUUUUUCCAUCUAAAGACUGAGGCGAGAUCGGAAAUCGCUGUCAAAAUUAAUGCUGACCGAAAGACUUCUCUAUUCCUUAGUUUUGUUGCAAUUUAAGUCGAUUAUCAGACAAUUUUCAAAAGUACAAAUGCUCCAAAUUGCCACCAAAGGCCAACCGUGUAAAAGCCUCUCCUGGAUGUCCUUAUUUCCUCCUCAGUCUCUCUCUCCGAAGUCUUUUUACCGCGAACAUGAAUUAAUGGUGCAUGCAGAACUGCACACUUUGGACUGGUUUCCUUUUUCAUUCUACAGGCAGGAUGUUGAAGAAGUUACCCAAAAAAAAAGAUUCCACCACUACAAAAGGAGUUUCUGAAGUUGUUCAAGCCUUUAAUUUUUUCGCACAAUAGCUUCCUGAUGAAACUCUCCCUUCUCUUAAUGGUACUAAAUUUCAACUGUAACUGCAGGAUUCAAGCUCCUUCACUAAUUACUGACAUAAAACCUUUGACAUGCUGCUCCCCUCUCAGUAUGCAGCUCAGAUUUUUACAAACCACAUCUCCAGUUAUUGCAAUUCUCUGUGGUCAUAAUUAUCAACAUUUAAAAGGGUUCAAACAGAAAUUCGUAUGAGCCACUAGCAGCAACUGCAGAGCCUGUCUGCAUGUGUCCUGCUCUAGGAGACACAGACAGCGCAUUUAAGCUGUCAUAGUCCACUGACAUGAUAACUGGAGGGCGUAGGAGUUCAUCCCUCGAGUCCUGCAGAUUGUUUGACGUCUAAUUCUCCAGCUACAUCUGAACUUCACUCGAAGAAAAUCCAAUUUUCUGUUUGGCUCCAGAGGCAGACGCUGAUGUGGAUCAUUUAAUGCCGUAAUGUAUCCAAAUCUAUCCAUACCACCUUUAGCCUGAGGAGCUCCAUGGUGAUGUUGUGGUGUUCCUUAGAGCAUGAUUCAUCUCUCCUCCUCACAGCUGCAACAUCAGUCCAUUAGCUGCUGCAAGGGACGAUUAGCUUCUCCAAUACAAAUCCCCAGAAACGUCUUUUUAUGUGUUGCUUUUCCAUGUUUUUUUCCACAUCGGUGCACCGAGCGGGAGUGUUGCUUCUUCCCUCGGUAAUAUUGCACUGCACCCUGCUGUCAGGCCUGGCAUGAGGGUGUAAAGGUGCGCCAAACAGUCUGAACCUUUUGCUGGGAUCUGGCAUGUGACUGUGCCACAGGUGGAGAAAGCAGCAGCAAAGCCAUCAGCUGAGGAUUCAUUGUGAGGCAGCCAACAGCACAGGCAGCCAAAUCCAUAAAUGCUCAAAGCUUUUUGAAGCUGCAUUUUCUGCCAGUCUCUCCAGGACGCACACACAAUUCUGAGAAAUACAGGCAGCUCGGUCUGAAAACCUUUAUAACUUCAUAAUCACGCUGCCAAAUUACCUUUUUUUUUUUUUUCAUUGGCAGAUAUAUCAACAAGCCUCCAUCUGCAAGGAUGAUUAUUUUGUGCAACUUUUGCAUUUGAAUAUCUGAAUAAUUCAGAAGUCUUUUUUGUUCUUCUAUGUCUUUGUUCGUGUUGACCACAGUAAACUCUGAAUGCCGACCAACAAACCUAAGCUGUAGCUGUGACUUAAACUGGCUGCUGCUCAGCUUCUCUCUCCCAUGUUCCACAAUAUUUCAGAAAAGUCAGAAACGGCCUCAAUUUGCAAGAUGUAAACCUCAAAAUCCAGCCUGAAGAAUGCGGGUUUUCCAAAAAAUUCAGAUUGAACGACUGUUAAACAUGACCUGCUCAUGUCUAAACGGCCUUUAAGGAACUAUUAACUAGAUUUGAAAAAAAUCUCUCAUUUCUGUCUCCCUGUCACCUGUAACAGCGAAUGAGCCCAUCUGUGUGAAGACAAGCUAUUUCUAAGUAGUGAAAACAGGAGCCAGCGGUCCGGUUGGGACCACAAACGAAACGAUUUACAGCAUUCAGACCAGAGAUGACACACGUGUUUUUCUCUCUUUAUUUAGCACUGAAAACAUGCAUAUUACUGUCACUACACAAACGGUGACAGUGUCUUGCAGCAGGAGACUCCUGCAGACACUGUGUCAUGCUAUAGCUGCAGCCACAGAGUGAGAACCUCCUCCACACUGGAGACAGACACGCAGAGCACUUCUGUGUCACUGACCUCUAGAGUCUUGUUGCUCCACGCCUGUCUCACACUCCGUGGCGGGCUGACCCAGACUCGCUUCCCCUUUUUAAUACAUUUACAAAGUAAGUUGCCUCAAACUGCUCACAAAAAAAGUUUGUUUCUGGAACCCUGACGAGUGUCUUUACGACUAUAAGCGCUAAAACAUUACUGCUUUUCUCCAUAGUGGCUGACAAACUAAACAAAAAUAAAAUCUCCUUCCAGCUGCUUUAAAUUAGGAUUAUCUUGAUAUCAGAUUUUCACCUUAUGAUUGUCACUGCUAUCAAAUAUUCGAUAGAUUCAAGAUUCAAGAUUUGUUUAUUGGUCAUGUGCAUGUUAGACAAGGUCAACAGUGCAAUGAAAUGCCCUGGAUGAAAGGACCACUCGACUCAAAAGGGUACAGAUAAAGACACACAAUAGUACUGAAAGAAUACAAUAAAAUAAGGAUACAAAAAACUGGGAAAAAAAGUAUAUAUAUGUAUUUAUAUAUAUAUAUAUAUAUAUAUAUGUAUAUGUAUAUACAUAUAUUAAAGACAAAUAAAAGUAUAGGACAAAUAUCUACAAAGUUCGAGAAAUAUUUACAAUUGAAAAAGGAGAUAUUUACAAAGUGAACAAGCGAUGCAGUAGGUGCUGAUUGUGAAUGUACGAAAUGGAUGAUAAGUCGGUGGGAUAAAUGAGCUAUGAAAACUGCUGUAUUGCACAUGAUUAAUAAUGGUGUAAGAAUGCUGUAUUGCACAGCACAGAUGAUAUCGGACAGUUAAGUGGAUUAUUGCACAGAGUAUUGUCCGGUGGUCCUGUCAGGAGUUUAGUAAGCGAACUGCAUGUAUAGCAUUAUUAUUAUGAUGUUCAUGGAAAACUUAAAAAAUAAAAACAGUCAACUGAAUGGAGGAAGGAAACACAAAAAGAGAGCAACACGUUAUUUAAAAUUUGCCAGUAAAUACAACGAAUGCUGUUCAAAUUCAUGAUUCAGCCACAUUAGCAUCCCAGUGACGGAAACUUCUUUCAAGAAGAAACUGACUCAUGAAACAAUUGUUGGCCAUAAUUUAGUUUUUUAGUUUUAAGACAAUGCAUCCUCACAGGUGAGCAGCAGAUUUGUUGUGAUCGUAGAGUAAGUCAGGUGUUUUGGUGUUGCGAUUGUAUGCUCAAGACAACUCCGAUUGCAGCGCACAUCCCUCAUUUCAAGAGUGCCAUUCAGUGGUCAGGUUACGAUGAAAACACCCUCUCCUGGAUCAAGCGGUGAGCUACUUCACACGGCCUGAUUUUCUGAUAAGCUGUAUCUUUUGGAUCGAGACGGCUCAUUACAGUUUGCAUAUGACUCCCCUUUCUCUCUGUCUCUCAAGUUUAAACAAGGAAUUUAGUUUCAAAUCAAAAGUGACAGCCCUAUCGAGGACAAAAGUAUGAACAGUUCUCUUAGUUUGAGAACAGGGUCAUAAAUCUGCAUUAGAUAAGAAACUUUCUUCAAAGUUUCUACAGAAAAAAAAAGAAAAAAAACUCUUGGAAAUGUCGGCAAAUGAGGCCCAUUGCAUUUUGCUGUCUAGCACACAAGUACCAAAGACAGCCUUGAAAACCACUCAGACCUCUCCCAAAUUACAAACUCCUGUGGAACAUUUGUUACAAGAGGUGAUGUUGGGAGAAAGCUUUAACCCCAGAGAGAAUGGAUAUCACCGUGAGAUUAAGUCUCUGUCUGGAAAUUACCUGAAUUUACUUUGAGCAGCUUGUAGCUUUUGAAGCGGGGUGUUGCAGCUGAUGCAUCAGUGUUAAUCUUUGGAGCAAGUCUUGUGUUUGAAACAUAAUUGCAUGCUAUGAUGAAUUACAAGCCUGGGCUUCUGUGUAAUUAUGGGUGCUACAUACUGCAGUGAAUAAUGUAAUUACCGUACAAGCUUGUGGGGGAAAAGUUUGGCGGGUUAAUUUUUCAGGACAAAUGACAAGAAGAUCUGACAGACGGGGCUUUCAUUUUCUGGUGCCGCUCAUUAUAACGGGUCAGUUAUUUUGUUGUGGAACAAAUCUGUUGUUUCUUCACAGAAAACUCUUCGUCAAAUUGGUUUAAAGACCCACUCGGAUGGAAAUCUUGUUUAUCUUGUUGUCUCCAUAUUCAUAUGGCAUUUUUCUGAUGCUACAGAGCAUAUCAUGAGAAAAGUAAGUGCGAAAUUGUGUUUCUGAGUAUUUCUGCAUUCAGACCGCUGUGAAUCUCUCACAGACACAAACGGCAGGACCAGAUUAAUUGAGAUUUCCUAUGAAGCAAAUUCAAGCUUCUCCCUCAGAGCCCCGCUUUGCAGGCCACACUCAAAAAAAGCAGAGGACGAUUGCAGAACAAGCGUGUGCGUUAGCGGAUUGCACUGCUCGUAGGAAAGCUAAUUAUGAUAUGAGCUUUUAUUGUGUAUCUUAAGACAUUGGUGUCCAAGAGAUGAAUAGCUCCUAUGUUACCUGCUACUUCUACUACGCUGGCUAUGUUAGGCUACAAGCUAGCAUGGAGAGGAGUGUGCAGAGCAGCGCUGUCUCCGCCCACGACUCAGAGGCGAAUUGCUAAUGAGCUCCUAAAGCUCUGCAGAAGAAAAGCUCUUGAAAAUGAUUUUUGGUUAAAAAAAACUUCAUAAUCACAAUUUAAACCUCCUCCAAAGUAGGGGUCUGCAUGACCCGUUUUUGAUUUUAAAUGCUUAAAAGAACCACUUAAAUAAGUUUUUUUGCAUCAAGACUUUAUGACUUUGUCAGGAACCUCUAUUUCAACACAAUAAAAAAUAAAAAAAAGAAAUUGACUAAAUUAUAAAAUGCUCUUAUUAAGAUUAUGGCACUUGUCGUGUUAGGGUCGCUGUUGACUCGGUUAGAUCAAUAUCUAAUGAUCAGAGCAAAAACUGAAAUCAUAAGUGCACUGACAGGCACCACACUGACAGUCAGAUCCUCUUUCAGUCAUGUGAGAUUUAGGAAAUUCUCAUUUUUCCAUGUUUUUCCUGCACAAAAAAACAGCCUCAGGCAUGUCCAGAUAUGUGAGAUCAAUUCAGUAUAGAUGUCUGUGUGAGGGGUAUACUGACAAAGAAAGACCCAGAGGACCACAACAAAAAAUAUUAUCAGCAAUAUUUUCAUGGAUAAUGAAAGCUAACAAGGUAACCUAGAGAUGAGAACCAAAUUGGAUGAUAGAGAAUUGUUUUUAGUGUAAUUUACAGCCGAUUUAGGACACAGAUCAAAACCAACCCUUAACAUGGUGGGUGCGUAGUAAAAGCUAACACAGAAGAAAGGUUAAAGACCACUGAGAGCACUGAAAGUGGUAAAAAAAAAAUGACCGGGGUGUGACUUUUUGGCAAGUUUUAGAAACUGAAGCUCUAAAUAUUCAAGGUUCAGAUAACUGACAAUGUGUGAACCCCUGACCUCACUGCGCACUGUCUGUGUCUCCGUCAGGUCUCAGGAUUUCUGCUGCGAGACAUGCGGCUGCUCCAUGCGCUCCGCCCUCCUCACUCUGACCCCCAACAGCAACCCCAGCGCCGAGGACCACCAGGCCAAAAGACUGGCUCAGCAAAUCAACUUCAAGGUACAGACACAGGCUUUAACAUGCGUCACGUUUGAUUCACGGUUCAGUCAGCGAUUUUAACCCUCAGAGCAGAAGAGCUUCUGACAGCGCCGGCUUCAAACGAACAACUCCUUUUUUUUCGCUCUGUGCACUCUCAGCCAGAAAUGUAAUCCCGUCCUCUGCUGAUGCGCUUUUAUUCUGACAUGACAACAUUUCAACUUAAAUUGGCCUCCACUUAAACAGCGCCAUGCAGAGUGCUCCACCUUUCUGCUUCUGAGAGUUUCUGUUGUGGUAAUGAGAGUUUGUGGUCGGCUUUAGAAGCUGUUUUUUCCCACCCACGAAUCCAAGUGAAAAUUACAAAUCGAGAUGCUGUAUAAAAUUGUUGUUUUUCACAUUAUUUAAAUCCUAGAUUUGACAACAAAUGAAAUGUUCAAAUUUAAAAAUUACACUAAUUUAGUUAAAAGAAGAGAAUUUAAUGGAACACAAUAGGAGGUUUAUCCCUGUCUCUACUUCUUUGGAGCAUGUUUUUGGAACUGAACUGAAAAUAAACAAAUAAAAAUCAUCAUUUAACAGUUUAAAAUCAUAAAACAAUACUUUUUAUUCCCAAUGUUGGUGUAUUUUGUUUGCAAAUCAAGUAUAGAGCUUAACAAAUUUGCAAACCAUCAGAAUUUUGUAAGAAUUCAUGAACAUCUCACUUCCUUUAGACGAACCACCACACUCCUACAGUCAGUGCGCCUAUUUUAAGUCUAUGUUGUGAAUCACUGCAGCUCUUUGUCUGUGUUCAUACAGGCAGAGUCGAGUUCAUCCAGACACGCGAGUGAGAGCAGAGGAGCAGAGAGCGAGUCCUCCACGUCCUCACAGGGAGACGCCUCCACGUCUGCGGAACAGGAAGCUGCUGACGAGCCUCGGACUGAGCAGGUACUGUGGGUGUCGGACUGCUCCUCAGGGGAAACUCUGAGGAGAUCAUUACCUGCCACCCACAGAGCAGAACCUCCCCACGGUUUACAGGUUUCAGACCAUUAACCGCAGGUCGAAACCAAAGGAAAACAGUUUUUCAGAGGGCUUUGUUUACCAGUUAUUAAUUUGAAUCAGUUUAGGAUCAGUCUGCACAAUAUUCACGAAGGCGUCUUUAUGUUGUCCUAGUGUUGUUAUUUUUCAAGGUAAUCUUUAUUUACAGUUCAGGGGUCUAGAUCUUAGUAUGAGGUUGCAUAGUUUAGACCAGUCAGGUAUCUUCAGGGUUGAUGGCAUGUUAUGCGGGAUAAAGAGUUUAUACUGAUCCAUAAUCAACAAUGUGGUCUGCAUUGGAAAAUACGUUUUUGAAGAAGAGCAUAUUAGGCUUCUUAUGUCCCAUCUUUGAGUGGCAGUAUGUAAGAGCGAGGUGUGCAAGGAGGAAACAUGGGGAUCCAGGGAACAUGUCUCCCCAUGUUGCAAAAAUUUAAAACCAAACUAAGAGUAAGAAGAAUAUUAACUCCAAACUAUUAACUGAAUCCAGCCAUCAAAACUCAUCAAAAAUAAACAGAUUAAAAGAAAAAAUCAAACUCAAUGAGAGUAAAAACUAAUGAAAAAUUUAAAACCAUUAUAAACUCGGUGGAGGUCAAAUUUCUGCCUCGACAGGGACUCAGGGAUGAAUUUCACAUUCAGUGUUGAUCUGAACACACAGUCGCUUCAUGAGCCAUUAAUUUGACUGCAAACAGCUCUGCCCAGGGAAAAGGAAGCCUUGGCUGGAAGUCGAUUACCGCUCACUGCUCUGGCUAUGCCAGAAUUACGGAGAGGACGGUCAUGGUUCCCAGAGGCACAUACCGUUGUGAGACAGUGGGUUCCAGGAUUGUUGGUAUGGUGACAGUUUGUAGUAAAAAAAAAAGUUAGUCAGAUUCUUGGACUAUUCAUCUUUCAUCAGGAACUUUUCAUUAAAAUCUAUACACAGAUUAAUAAUAACACAGUUGUAGACACUAACUCGCGACUCUUGCGCAAUCCUGCAGCACAUGAUGUAAUCUCAAAGUUGUCACUGACUGAAGGACAGAAAAGAAGCCUGAGUCACUCUAAGUCUUCUGCGUUUCUGCCGCCUUUCUCACACUCUUGGAAAUCUUUGUCUCUGCUCACAGAGAGUCAUAGAGAUAGACUCAGAGAUGGUGCUCUUUAAAGUGAAAAUAUGAUGGCAUUGUUGAGAAACACAAGCAAUGAGACAGGAGAAGAAAGUAAGUUUAACUUAUUAUCUAACAGUGGGACAAAGUAAAACCCCUCAACUGUCCAUAAAAUGAUCAAUUUAACCUCAAAAUGAAGUGUUGCAGGUGAUCUAGGUUUGUUUGUUUUUACUUGUUAGAAACCCGACUGCUCUUGAUUAUUAAUCUGGUGGACUUUUUUUUUUUUUGUUGCAGUAUCUUCCUCUUUCCUGCUUUUUCCACUGACACAAUACAAUGGUUUUACAACUGAAAGCCGCAACAAGAAAAUUAGACCAAAGCUGUAAUGAUCUGAAAUGAUUCUUUCAGGUAUGUUUGGGAAAAUUGUCCACAAUUAUGUAAAGUGUUUGUGAUUUCAGCAUCCAAACAAUUGGCCUGUUUCCUUACUAAGACAUUCAAAUUCUGAUAUCCAGACACAUACCGUGUGUCUGGAUAUCAAGCUGUCCUGCGUUUGCAUAAUCCUGUUUGAAUCAAUCUAAAAUAGAAACUAUUAAAGCCAGAGCCUUUAAUUUUUAUGCAGGAGAACCAGAGGGCUUUAAUCUGCAGGACCAUCAUGUUAUGGUGUUGUUAUUCUACAUCAUGCGGGACUGAAAGCCUGAUUAAGACACACAGGAGCUGAAAAACAUGAUGGUUUGCUUGAUCCUGCUCAAACUGGUCAUAAAUAAAGAACCGUUAUCCCCGGAAGAUAACUUACAAAACAUUUGUGCAGAUUUGAGAGAAAGUGAACAUUCGACAGUGAUUCUCAAACUUUUUCUGCCAUGUCCUCUGAAACAAAAUGAUAACAAAAAAUGACCUCGAACCAGCAAGGCCAUGAACACUGAAUUCCCCUCUCUGUCAGUCAUUUUAAUCAUAUAAAAAAAAAACUCAUCUCUUUCCAUCAAACAAAUUUUUAGUGACAUUUACCACUUUUUAAGGCAUAAAAAUUGCAUCACUUUGCAUUAAAACUUUUCCCAGCUGAAAUUCAACAAAGCACUUUGUGACAUUAGGUCCAUGAUUGCCUCGUAGCACUUUACUUUUUAAAACUACAUUAAACUUACAAACGAAAGUACCAAAUUUAAACUGGCCAAAAACUUUUUGUUGCUUCACCAUAACAGAAUUUUAGGUCCAUAUUACCGAUAUCUUUAUUUAUUGAUUUAUUUUUUAAGAUUUAAAAGUUGUCAUUGCCUCUAAAGUCGCAUUAAAAUCAUUUUGUAACUUUAUAAAGUCAUUGUAAAAUUCAAUUCAAAGUUCUGUAUUUAGUCAGCGGUAAGCCUCCUAACACUUGUACUUAAACUGAUACUUAUAAUAUGUGGUUCUGAGGUGCCAUUUAACAACACGCUCCAUGUUCCCUUAUUUUGGAACAGGCAGCUGACUGCUCAAUAAGUAAACCAAAACUACUAAUUUAUCACUAUAGGACUUCAUUGGGUAUGACUUAGAAUUAAGCAGUGAACGCUUUACGUUAUACUAAAGCAGCUUUUAUGAAACAGUGAGCCUGCUGAUAUCCACUUAGUUUUCUCUGGAGAGAUUUUUAAUUGGUGUGACUAGGGUGUGAUGUGUCAAACUGUGAUUUUAUAUGCAUAUACACACCGGCCUCUCCUCAUUCAACACUGCACUUCAACCUGAAUUCACUUCAUCAUAUGCCCUUGACAUGUUAUCCAUUGAUUACUUUCACAUCUUAUUGCGUACAUGACUUGUAGAAUGAACAGUGUGUAAGGAUGCCCAGGUUCACACUUGGAAGAAUGGAAGGUCCACACGAAUGGUCAGUUUGACAAGCUUUACUGAUUGCAGAUCUGGGUUACAGCUUCAUCAUGCCAAAGACUGGUCUGAGACUGUUCAAGUAUAUAUAGUCGUCCACAUUUCCAAGCAUUCUGCUGGCAUUUAGUUGACCCUAAGAAGAGUCUAUGUAGGGUAAGAGCAAAGGACAACAUAUUUAAAGGAGCCUUAGUUGAACAUAUGGGGGGCCAUACAGGGGAAUGAGUGAUGUCAAAAAUGUGUACAAGGUUUUUUGUUGAGGAUGGUUGUCGGAGGCCCCCCGGCUCCAGGAAUCUAACACCAAUGUAACCAUGGUAUCUGAGUUACAUGGCUCCACCGCCCUUAAGGCUGAUGGGAUUGGCAAAAGAAAAUUCUCUUAACACAGUGGCAUAAUGGCAGCUUGAAUCCAACACGGACUCCAACAGUAAGAAAAUACUAACAGCAAGAAGCCCUUUAACACCAACUGCUCUCUCUCUCUCUUUCUGUCUGUCUGCAAGUUUGCAUGAUUUUUCUCCUUGUCUCUGCAGACAAAGCUUACAAAUGUGUUGAAUAAAUACAUAAUUUAAAAAGCCUAACCUCUACACUGCUUCUGGGCUCUUUCUAGUAAACUUAGACGAUGGAUGGAUGUUGAAAUUCAGCCAGUAAGUGAGACUAUCCCUGCAGCUCGCUGAGAUUCCUGUCCAGGUGCUGAUACCAUCCUCCAAAGGCUCUCUGCCUGCUCCCUAGCUCCUGUCUAGAUUCAAAGACAUCCACAAGGCUUGUGCAGAGAGUAAAAGAGAGAGAGAGAAUGUGAGUGUGUAUGUGUCUAAGAGAGAACAAGAAAAAAACAAGUGUCUCAGGUGGACUCUUUAGGAAUAUUACAAAUCAGUCUGUGUUACUGCAGGCCGGUUAUUUACUGCAUCUAAGGGGGGAUAAGUAAUGAUACUUAGAGUACAGACAACAAUUCAACCUGUUCCCCGGCUAAUAGAUCUCAAAACAAUAACAAAUCUGCAUAUGUGGAAGUCAUAUGGGUAUUGGGUGCCAUAGGAAAUGUGGAAAAACCUGUCUGUAGAAGUGUGUGGAGACUAAAACUCAAGGAAGUUUUCAAGACAGCCAAAUGAAAACAUUGAUUUAUAUUAAAAUUGAUACAGGUAAAAAAAGGCUUCAUUUUUGUCUGAUUUUGCCAGUUUCAUGAUGUGUUGGUCCUGUAUCCUGGGGAUCUUUGCUGCUGUUCUGCCUGCCUUGGCUUUUCAUGCACACACAUGAAUGUAUUCCGUAUAAGCUUGUGACAGGGCAGGGAGCUCUCAGGACAAAUGAGGCUGUGCAUUGCAAUGGUUUGAACAACACAAUUGCAAUACUGCGUUAGUCACAUCCAUGUGCAAGUGUGCUGUUGUCAUACUGCAGGAUGUAUAGCAUCAGUAAUACGGCCUGAAAUAUGUCAUACUCGCGCCGCUUCCUUAUGUCCAGGAUUACACUUAGAUAAACGUUGAUCGGGAAUCACUUCUAAUGCAGCCCCUCACUUGAACACAUAGAGAAACUGACAGCUGAGCAGGAAUUAUCUGUACCACAUGACCGUAGAAUGUAAACAUGCAUGUGUGUUGCCAUGCAAACAGGUCCACAGAGUGUUUACUUUUAGUAGGAACACCUGUACAUCGUAGUGAUGUGGAAAUCUUGCAAGAAAAGACAGUGACAUCAAAAUACGUCAGUUGUUGUCGUAAAUUUCGGUAUCAGUAAAUUUUUCGGUUUAUCGCCCAGCCGUACAAUGGGUUACACCUCCUGUACUCUCUCUUUCUCUUGUGCCUUUACUUCUUUAUGCAGGUGUCAGAGCUUCUGGCAGACAGCUGGACACAGUGUGAAACCAGCAGAAGGAAGAUUUGAUUUGGUAGCAGAAAAUAGAUCCAAAUAAAAAAUAUAGUAUAGUUUGUUAUGGAAAGCUUGAACAGUUCAUAAACACUUAAAAUCAUCUUCAUUAUCUGCCUUUUUCCAUAAAGCAAUCUAUACUACGAAAACAGAAAAGAAUUGCAGCAAAAGUUUUUUCAAAAUCCUGCAGGUCAUAAACCAAAUAUAACUUAUCCAUGUAAAUAAUUAAGUGUUUCAGAUGCUAAAAGUAAAUCUGAGGCAUGUAAUUGGGGCUGUGGUUUGAGGACAUGUGUCACUUCGCAGAUGGGGCAUGAUCUGCUCUAGCAUAAGCAAAGUGUCAUCUGGUGAAAUUAACAUUAAUUUGUGGGGUAAGGGGCACCUCAUUUGGGACAGAUCCAUUUAGUCAAAAUACAGAGUGUGCCAGCAAAUGUUAAAAAGUUGGCAACCCUUCUCUGCUGGUAUGUAAGAAUCUAGGAUAUAAGUGGAUGAUAUGCUCUGGGUGACGUCUUGACAGUGAAGCUAACAUGAUUCUUUUGACUUCAUCUUAGUCCUGGAUGGUGGUAGUGAAUCUAGGAACAACUUAUUGACUGACUGUCAGAGAGAGCUGUAAUAUAUGUCUGCAUUCCUCCCUGUCUAGGAAUGUAUUUGUAUUUACAUCAUCCUCUCUCCUCAUAAUGGAUGUGUGGCUGCGUGACAGCUCAGUGAUUACUGUAAAGCAGGCACUGAUCUGCUCUGAAAGGCUGACACUAAAAGCUAACACUUACUGCUGAUGAUUAACAUCACUGAAGACUGAAAAAUAUAUAUCACUGAACUAUAAAUCUUCUUCUCUGACAUGCAACAGAGCUGAUUCUGAGGAUUACCGAGGCUGUCUUCAGCAUCUGGAGCUUUAUUCUCAAUCCAUUUAAGCUGCAAACUGUUGGACAGAGCCGAGUCUACUAUGGGAAUACUGGUAUUUUUAAAGCUGGACUUUUUUCUUUUUUUUUUUUUACUCAUUUUAGAGUUUGAUAACAGCUCCAGCUGAAUGUUUCAACCUGCAGCAGUGAAACAGGCUGUGAUGGCUAUGAGGUAAUCCUCGUGGGUUGAGAAGUUUGACUAUUAGAAGUUUGUUUUUGUGCCUGACAGCUUAAGUUUGUCAUUCAGAGUGUCUUCUGCCAACAUUAGAGAAAGGAUCCCGACAAAGAAACACCUUUAACUGAGGAGGAAGAGGUUUGUUUUUUUUUUUAACCAGAUACAGCUGUUGUGUUGCUCUCUGCAAAACCGCAAGGCUUAUUAAGAAACACACUGUGUUCCUCAAAUAUUGGGCUGUAACUGAAGGGGGUCAAAUUUUGGAAAAGCACCAAAGCUUGGAAAACAGAUGUACAGUCAUACCUCAACCAAAAAGCUGCCAAAAAUAGAGUUUGAUUAAAUUAUGAAAAAGCCCUCUAUAUGUAAAUAAAGCACUGAGGCUGAAAAAUAACAUGCUGCCGUGGUGGCACUCUGAUUUACUAUUCCAUAAUCAUGCAGAGGUGCUGGUUUAUCUUUGUUUUCAUGCUCCAUCCUGCAGGCUGCGUCUCUGCUCUGUCUCUGCUCUCCUCAAACUCUCACAAAGCAGAGACAGAGCAGAAGUACACAAGAUCAAAGGUCGGUAAAUAUAGAUGGUUAAGUCCUUUUAUCGUCUAUGAUGGUGCGUGUUGCAUUUAUGCAGUCAGACUGAGAGCAGAGCAGAGGAAAGAGAGAGAGAGAGAGAGGGAGAAAGAGAGCAACAUCACCUGUUCCCUACAUGUUUUUUUUCCCCGAGAGUCCCAACUUUCAGGCUGGUGACAGGGAGCUUCAAGCCUCUGCACAAUGACUGAGUGUCCAAAAUAGAAAAAUAGAAAAUGCAGGGGGACAGCACAUUCUCUGCUGAUGCACAUGAUUACAUAUUUCUUCUGAAUCAUGAUUGAUUAUUCAUUCAGAGGGAAUAUGCCUAUUUUACUUCAGGUCUGUUUGUGAUUUUUUUUUAAAGAAAACUGUAAUUGCUGUGUCUUCCUCCCCUGUGUUCAGUGACUUUUAGUAUAAUAAGAGGUCAUAGUCACACUCCUCUGUGUUGAACAUGACGUCCACACAUCUGUCAUGGAGGCUCUCAUUCUGCUCACCUUUUCAUACUGUGCAAUUACACGUUGUUUUGAGGAGUGUGGAUGACUGUGUAUGUUCUGUAUUUGCUCUAAACCAGAAUCGUUAACAUACUGGUUGCCCACCAGUAACACGUCGGCAACCGUUGCCAUGUGCAAACAAGUCGCCAUUUUCCCAAUUUUUAGUUUUCACAUCUUUCAAAAAGUUUUGUUUUUGACAACCUCCAGAGAAGAAAACUAUCCACAUACAUGUGGAUGGGACCAGAGACUAUUUCUGGGGCAGCUCGGUACACUGUUACCAUGGGAGCAGAGUGUGUAGCUUGGCGUUUGGCGCCCUGAUGGAUGAGCAGAAAGACUGCUCAUGUUGGCGGCGUAUUUAACUUCACCUCUGCAUACUUCAUGAACAGCAACAGAUUUAUCAAGGAGAGCUACCUCCCAAAAUGUGUCAGCCCUUUGGAGUUGCAACCAGUUGGAUUGAUAAUCUCCUGUUUUUCUAUCAACCAAACGUGGCGCUGUCGGAGCAUGCUCAGAACAUCUCCAACGUUUGGAAAAGUUGAUGUUGAAGUUUCCAUUUCUUGAUCCUAGUUUUUUAGUGUCAAUAAAAUCUGCAUAGACGAUUUGCAUUACAAGAUGGUAAUGAAUCAGUCAUAUGGGAGUGUAAUGCAGCCUUUAAAUAUUCAUAUAGGCAGAUUGUGGAAAUGCAGACAGAAGCGUUGGUGCAGGGACUGAAAUGUGAAACUCCUCACUGGCAUUUAACAAAAGUUUGAAAUUCUGGUAUUGUAACAACCGUAUUUGAUGUUCCUAUUUAAGACUCCAGAGUCGUCCUUUAAAUCAAUCUGAUUCUGUUAGUGACCAAACAAGUGUCUAAUUGAAGUCUGCCAGCAGAAGAAAAUAAACCAGAUCGACAGCCAACACUUUCUGCAUAUGAAUCAAUCAGAUUCCAAAAUAUGCAAAAAAUCGGCCCCAUCUUUAAAAAUACCGCGCUACUUUGAGGAUUAUAUGUUAGUGUCUGUAUGAAGUCAAUCAUCCAUCUUUGACAUUGUUCGUAUAAUUGGUGACAUGCUUCGUCACCUGCUGACAUCCUGCUGAGCCUCACAGUCAUUCUGAAUGAGUCUGGAUGAAAAUGAUAGACAGUGCAAGCAGCAGAAGCUCAAUGCCAGAUAAACACCAGCUGUGUGUGAAAUCAAGCAGAGAGAAAUCAGCGUUUCCUCAGAACAUCACGGUGGAUCAGUUUUGGUAGCUCGGAGCCGACGGUUCUGCUGCUUUCUUUCCCCCCAGUUCAGAUGAUAUGGACGAGCUUUGUUGACUAAGAGGAUUGAUUUUUCCGCCAGCUGCUCAGCACAGAACCACAGCGAUAGUCUGAAGGAGCAGAGAGGAGGGUCAUCUUAGAUUAGAGUUUCUGAUUUUGGAUAAACUGAGGAGGUCAGGAAAAGGACUCACCAUCUGCCGCUAAAGCCAGGGGGACAAGACUUAGAGCCCGUCCAGAUGAUGAUAUCACACAUUGCCUUGCUGCUGGCUGGCUGGACUGUAAAUUUUCUUUGUGAAAGCUAAACCAAUCAGCUGUGAGAACUGUAAAUAAACAUCAUUUUAUCUGAUACCAACUCCAGCCUUCAGUAUUUAUGCUGGAAACAAAUGUGAGAAGGUUUUAAUGAGCUGAAGCAGGGCGAUCAUAAAUUGCAUAAAAGGAAAAAACCUCUCAAGGCACAAAUUUGGAGGAUUCGCUUACAGGGUUCAUUUAUCUGAUUAAAUAAACUCCUUCAGACAUUAUUUGUGUAUUUGUGUGGGCACAUUAACACCAAACAGGACUGCAACAAAUGGUCCUUUCCAACGACGGUGAUUAAUAUACCAGUUAUUCUCUCUGUUCGGUCAGUGGUUUGGAAAAUGGUGAAGAGGUUCUCCAGAGAUUCCGUCAGAUGUUUCAGAUUACUAAUAAAAACAAACUUAUCUGCUUUAAAAGAAAAUUGAAAUAUAAAGGUAUCUGAAUGUCAUCUGAGAGGUUGGACAACAGAUGUAAAGUGAUGCAGAGGUGGAAAAACACCAAAACAAAUAUGGCGAGUGCUCCUGGAGAACCAGCACCGGUACACUCUGCUCAUAUGACUCAGAAUCUGUCCUGAUACAGCAGGAGGCAGCUUCUUAAGUGGUGUAGCCAGAGUUACAAAAGCAUGUCUGAGUGAUGCACUAAAAACUGAAGGCUAUUUCUGCAAACUUGCCUUUCAUUAUGAACAUCAUGUGGUUGGCCUUCGUUGUUGAAGUGGAUGGCAUAAGCAAAAAAACGAGCACCAGCUUCCUUUGGUCCUUGAGUGUUCGGACUGAAAAUUAGUGUUGGUGUUUACAACCAACAACAGAGCAGUUUGUGUGUCUCGCUCUAACUUUGACAUCUUGACUCUCUAACACCAAAGCAUUGCAGGAGGAGAGGAUGUUGAUGUGGUUUUGCAUGCGUGCCAAUGCAGAUCCUGUUGUUACAUCACCACAGGAGCCAAUUUGUGCCUGUAUCUGUAUAACUCUGAGUUUUGAUACAAUCAUAUGGAUGAGUAUGAGCAACACUUAUUAUGAAAACAGAGAGAGAGGUAAGGAGUUCAUUUUUUCGUAUCACGCCUGAUCAGUUCUGCUAUAAAUGAAGAUUUUAAUAUGAGGCUCUAACAAAAUCUCUUUGGCUUAUAGACACAGCCUCAAGGGGACACUUGAACCUUUUUUGCACUUCCCAAUCGACUUUGUUUUUCAACACUGGAGGCUGCUGCUUGGACUCGAACCAAUUGCAGCCCACUUGGGUCAAAACUCUACUCUUGUGAUGCAUCAUUUGUGCGGAUCGAUGCAGUGUUGCAAUACUUCUCCAUUUUGAGAGUCCAAAAGGUUGCAUCAGAAUUAGUUAAACCAAACCUUAUUUAAAAAACAAGCAUUUUAAAGUUGUUCUCCUCUUGUCUUGUGGGCAGACCUUUAAAAACAUCAAUGCAGACUUUUUACAGAUCUAUAUUGUGAUUUCUUUAGUUCAGCCUCCUUAAAAUUUGAUUCAGUGUGUAGCAUCUGUUUAUUUUGGUUCAUAACGCUGCAGUAAGACAGAUGUGAGAUGGGAUUCUUCUCUGACUUGCUUUAUAGCACUUUGAGUAAGUCUUACAGACCAGAUGAGUCCAUCUGGUGCUGAUUAUGGCUGAACAGUCACUCAACUGGGAACUGGUCAACCUUGAGUGGCUGGAAGCACCAGGAAAGAUCAUCCAGACACAGUUCAUAGAGAGGAUAGGGAAACAGACCUUCAGAUCAUUUUAUGGACCAGAAAAAAGGGUUGUGUUUUAAUAAAAGAACACAAAUGAUCUUGCAAAUACACACAAGGAUCACAGCCUUAAAUGCUUUGGCAAUGGCAGCCAAUGAAGCAGCUAAGAGAGUAUCCUCAAAUAUGAGUGGAGUAUGGAAGUUGCUCACUUUGAACAUGAAAAAAAUGCGCAACUGUGCAGGGUAGAGGAAAUUAAAAUGGUUAAUGAGUUUAAAUUUUUUUCAGGUGAAGUUUUAGAUCCGAGACUCAAAUUUGACAAAAGAGCCGGAAAGAAAGACAUGAAAAAGCAAAUAUAACUUUUUAAUGAAUUAGGCAAAGCAGCAGAGUCAAACAUGUUACGACUUUUUCACAUAUGUCGUACCGCUUUAAAAUUAAUGGAUAAAAAAACAGGAGCUGGCAUCACUGUCACUUACUGAAGCAGUAUCGUUUGCUCAUUCUGAUAAUCUUUCAUAAUUUGCAUAUGUGGAACUGUUUUUUAAAAUGCUUGCAAAAUGUUGCACCGGAAUUUUUAUGCCAAUUCUUAUGAGGCAGAACAAUGGUAGAAGCACCAGAGGUACAGCUUGUGGCAAUAUUAGAAAAGCAAAUUGAAAGUCAUCUCUGGUUAGUCAGCUUUUUCCAUAAAAGGCUUUUAAAUUUGUUUUGAUUCUGUAAACACUUUAUGUAACUUGAAUCCUUUGUUCCUCUUUUGUAUUUUUAAAUUAUGUCUUAUCGUAUGCGUGCUGGGGCUGGAGACAAGCAAUAGCUAUAAUCUCUUGGUGCAAAGCAUCAGUUACUGCAGCCUGUUUGUACCAGGAGGGAUUUUUGCUGUGUAAUUUGCAUUAUAUUCAUUUUUUAAGAGGGUUUGGUCUGAACACACAUAUAUCCAGAUCUUUGUUUCAUUGCUCUACAGGUGGAGGCCUCUCCAUCAGCAGCAGAAGAAGACAGACCUCUCCCCCCUGCAGCCCCGAGCACUGGCCGCCCCCUCAGCCCCCGGCAGCGUCGUGCUCAGCAGCAGAACCAGCAGGGUCAGAGGGACGGUAGAGAGCCAGCCAGCAGACCGGCCUUCGCCCCGGCUCCCCGACAGCAGCAGGAUGAGAGCCACACGGGCUCGGCGGUCCUCAUUGUGCUCCUCACUCUGGCUCUGGCUGCUCUCAUCUUCCGCAGAAUCUACCUGGCCCAAGAGUACAAGUUCGACUUUGAGCUGUGACCAACCGCACUCUCGCACCCCUUUCUUUCCUUCGUCUUAUCCUCCUGCAACCCCCCCGAACAGAACUGUGACCCGCUGCAGUAGAACCAGAAACCGAGUCAGCAGCGGCGAACACAGACUCUCCUGCCUCUGUGCUCAUCACCAGAGGCUCCUCUGAGGGGAGGAGGAGACGCUUUAAUCACCACAACACCUCCUGGGUGUCUUUUAAUCAGUGUCCAUUUUACUCUCCAGUGUCGUGCAUUUUUAAAUCCAGGAAGUUCAUCCAUCACAAAUGUCACAUCCUGUGUAAUGUAUCUGUCGUCUUUCGCGGAGCUCCAGCUUGAUUCCAUUAUUUAAUUAAGAUUAAAAUAUAACCUGUUAUUAAAUGAUGGGAGGGGUUUGUCUAACGGUAAUGACGUAACUGAAAGUAUGUGUGUUUUAUGGCUUCUUCUUCUUCUUCUUCUUCACGUGUUUUAAUGUCGUGUCAGGUCACUUUCGUCACAUUUUUUAGGGCUCCACUUCUCCUCAGCAACCAAAAGUGCUCCGGCUUCAGUUCCUACAGGUGUGGUGGUUCGUUUUUAAAUUAGGGCUCUCUUGCGUCAUAUUUUAGGUUCGGUACAGAAAUUUCUGGUACUGCUUGAAGUGCGAUGCUUCAGCCAGUAGCAGUGUAACAACUUUAAAAUAUAGGUAUUACUUUAAAAAAUUAAACCCGACUUUUUUUUUUUUUUUUUUUUGAAAACUUCACUUUUAUAGCAGAAAGAGUUCCUGAAAAAUAAGACAGGUGGAUUGCUUCUUUCAAAAUUCCUGUGAUGGCGGUGAUUUGACUGAUCCAGGAUCAGCCAAAUAAAGCGUACGGUUUCAGAGGAACAGCAUGAGGGCAGAGCGCUUUGAACUGUUAUCACCUCAGAAACCUUUGAUAAUUUUCUGGGUUAUUUCCAGCUGUAAACAUGACUCCGGUCUGCAGCAGGUAGAGCCGACAGUCUGUGAACUCUGAACACAACUGUGGCUUUUUAAUCUAGACCCUCUUUAAUAGGAACAGAUUUUAUUUAUUUUAAUUGAAUCAGGGAGGGCGGUUUCUGACUCCCUCUCACCGUUCGAUGGCGUUCAUGUCCCGGCCCUGUGCACUUGUCUCGUUUGUCUCACAUUUUCCGUAUAGCCGUAUGCAAACAUUCAUCUUCCCUGUAUAAACAGACCCACACACUGUCUGCAGUUUACCCUCUUUGUAACACUUUGAGGAGGGUUUAUCACUCUGAUGAGACUCAGAGAAGCUGGGAAGCAAUUUACAUUCAGUCUUUGCACAUCGUAGCUGACGUCUCUUUGACAUGUACAGAGCUCAGCAGAGUCGAGAGAUAUCUCUGAGGUUCUCGUAGCAGUCGACCCAUUGAGGGGAACAAAUCUGUCUCUGUAGUUUUUUCCUCUUAUUUGAGCAACAUCUUCCACCUGCACAUGUCCAGAUUUUACUUGAAGGCAGCAGAGAUUCUCCAUGAAUAUCUGUAAAACCAUAAUCUCUGUCUCUACUCUGCUCAAGGCUGGUGUACAGGGAUAUAAACAGAAAAUAAACCACCUGAAUGAAAGACU